Molecule: messenger RNA, 78733 nt
Organism: Symbiodinium necroappetens
Lineage: Eukaryota; Dinophyceae; Suessiales; Symbiodiniaceae
Source: the annotation of a GenBank genome assembly
GUCUUCGACCCGAGUGACUGCUGGAUCAGAAGAGGUUGCAGUAUUCUGGAAUGCCUCGAUACUUCUGCAAGGUGGCCAACACAGACUCUGCUGGUGUCCCAAGCCUUCAGGCUGCACAGCUGAAGCAGACUUUUUGAUGGACAUCGGUCGCAUUGAGCUCGUGGGUGUGUCACCUCUGCCGCAGCACCGGACAUGCGUGAGUGGACAAACUUGCGAGUUUGAUGGAAUUACCGGCCACUAUCUAUCCGAUCAAGAUGUCUACCUGGUGGCUGACACCUGUGGCACUACUUUGGGACUGCCGCGAUUCUUGGGAAGAAGCAGCUUCUCCACUUCAGUCACAGCUUCUGGAGCACGUGUUUCGUUUGGAUCCGUGCCAGUGACAGCUGCAGGUGGUCACUUCAUGCUCUGCUGGUGUUCCGGCAUUCUUACAGGCUGCAGCCCUGGUGACUUUCAAGUCGCUGGCACACUCAGCUUGUUGGGACCGGCUCCGCUCCGGCAGGACAAGACAUGCAUCAGUGGUCACACCUGCAGCUUUGAAAUGACCAGCCACCUACCGCACGCAGGAAAUUCGUUCCUGGUUGUGGACACGUGCGGCACAAACAGUCUGCCACAUGGUGUCCCCUCAACACCCUUCCAAGCUACAAUGUAUCUCUCAUCUUUUUCAGUGGGCUUCGUGGAUGCUGACGGAGAUGGCAUUACUGCCUGUGGAGGAGACGAGUGCUUCAACGAUCCGUUUAAAAUCUAUGGUGGGAUCUGUGGCUGUGGCGUCGCCGACAUCGACACAGAUGGUGAUGGUCUAGUGGACUGCUUGGAUUGGUGCCGCCUGGAUCCAAACAAGACACUUCCUGGAUACUGCGGAUGUGGCGACACCGAAGAUGACACGGACGGGGACGGUGUGCUAGAUUGUGCUGACAGAUGCCCCCUUGAUCCGACGAAAACCAACCCUCAACUGUGUGGCUGUGGAGUGCCCGAUACAGACUCAGACAUCGACGGUACGCCAGACUGCUAUGACAAGUGCCCCAGCCAGCCAGACAGUGUUGCUGGCGUGUGCCAGUGUGCUGCGAGCUUUGCCGACGAUGACUUCGACGGAACCCCCAACUGCAAUGACCUGUGUCCACUAGAUCCACUGAAGCUGGCGCCCGGGCCAGGAGGUUGUGGCACUCCUGACACAGACAGCGAUGGGGAUGGCAUCGUUGACUACUUGGACAUGUGCCCCUUGGAUGCUGGCAAAGUCGAGUAUGGCGACUGCGGAUGCGGGGUUUCGGACAUCGACUCGGACUCUGAUGGAUUGCCUGACUGCGUCGAUGCAUGUCCCCUCGACAGCGGCAAGAACCUGACAGGCAUUUGUGGCUGUGGGGUUUCGGACGAGGAUCCUGAUGGAAACCGACGGCCAAUUUGCUUUCCAGAUUGUCCGCCAGUCUCGACCUCCACCCAGUACGCCGUCUCUGUGGCCGGACUUGGCAGGGAACAGAUCUCAAUGGCAGGUGGCCAAUAUCGCCUCUGCUGGUGUGCAGGCAAGUUGGGUGCAAAUGGGAGCAACGUGUCUAAUGAGAGCUCGGCAGACAGCUACAGCAGCUGCUCCCACUUGGAAGAUUUCAGGGUGGACUUCGGUGGGCUGCUCGUCAUGGGGGUCGCGCCUCUGAAGCAGUCUAGGACCUGUGUGAGUGGCUCUUCCUGCAUUGUCGAGGGCUUCACUGGCUUUGGCCUCACCUCAGCCGAUGGUUACAUGAUCUUGGAGACCUGCGGUGUCCACUCGGGACCUCUUCUGACAUUGCUGCCCUUUGACAGCCAUGGAAAUGUUAGCAACGGAUGGUCAAUAACACGGCGCUGGGUGGGGGAGACCCAAGUCUCUGGUGGCUUCUACAGGUUGUGCUGGUGUGCGGACCACUUUGACAACGUUACCUCUUGGUGUCAGCAUGCAGAAUACCACACAGUUGACGUCGGAACCAUGUCCUUGGUAGGACCAGAACUCUCCCAGGUCGGAUGGACUUGCGUGUCUGGGCAGGGAUGUGUCCUGGAUGCAAUCGCCGGCCAUGGAUUGUCCGCGCUCGAUGCGCUUAUCGUUCUGGAGACCUGUGGAACAGCUUUUUCUGGCACGGCGGGCCUCCCACGGCCAGCGGCUCCACUGGAGCUGCUUUCUUCGCUUCAUGGGCGUGCAUCGUGGCAUGAUCCUUUGACCAUACCCGGAGGUCUGUGCUGGUGUGCUGGCAUAGAGCAGCAGUCAUCAAGCCUUUUGAAUGGCUCCUGCAUUGCUGGCAAUGACACAGCUCCUGCAGAGCACUUUGCUCUGGACGUUGGGAGUGUCACUGUCCUCGGCGUUGCGCCCUUCUCUCAGCAUCGGACUUGUGUUGCAGGGCUGCCUUGCCACAUCCAUGGCAUUACCGGCCACGGAUUGGCAGACGAUGACAAGGUGCUUGUUCUUCACACAUGUGGCAACGUGGCUCAUGUUAGCGGAUUUCCAGGUUAUGGUGCAAUGCGACAUACAUCAGCAUCUGGAGCAUCAGUGUUCUGGGCUUCUCCAGUCACAGCUCUUGGGGGCCAGUAUCGCUUAUGCUGGUGUUCCUCUGGCCAGCAUUGCAGCAGUGGCGAGCAGUUCCGCACUGAUUUUGGUAGCUUCACACUCGUGGGGCCCAGCGGGUCCAACCAGGACAGGACGUGCAUCGCUGGACUCAGUUGUGUCGUGGAUGGCAUUGUUGGGCAAGAUUUGUCUGUCCUAAAUCAGUACGCUGUGUUGGACACCUGCGGAGUCGCAAGUCCCAUAACGGGCAUGCCGUCGCUGGAGACCACUAUCCACAAUGCGGCUGUUGCCUCGGUUACGGUUACAGCCGUGGCCGGUCAAUAUAGGCUCUGCUGGUGUAGUGGCCUGCUGAACCAAACACCACUUGGGUCGAAUUUGACCGAUAACCAAUCGAACGGCUCCGGCUACCAGUCUUUCCUGCCGUGGAACAUGAGCCUUGUCAAUCUGAGCUCAUCCAAUGACACCGCCUUUCCGUGUCGAACUGCCGAAGAGUUUCGGAUGGAUGUAGGUGCGUUGCUUCUCAUUGGAGCGACCACGUUGGCAAGUGACUUCACAUGUGUAUCUGGUAGAGAUUGCGAGCUUGAUCACAUAGUUGGCAUCAGCUUGAGUGAUGGGGACUCCAUCGUUGUGCUUGAUACGUGUGGACGAGCCGGUGCUCCAUUGCAGCCUCGAGCUCUUGCCAACGGCACACAUGCAGCCUGGCAGACCAUCACAACACAAGGGGGCGUGUACCGCUUGUGCUGGUGCAGUGCAUCCAAGCAGUGUCACUGGGCCGAAGAUUUUGAUCUCGACAUUGGAAGGCUCUUCGUCUUGGGUCCACGGCCGCUGUCACAAGACCGGACUUGUGUUAGUGGCAUGGAAUGUGCGGUGAAUGGUAUUGAGAGUUAUGGCAUGCUGCAGGCAGGCAGCAUUGCGAUUCUCAGCACCUGUGGCCUUGUUGAUGGAACGGACAUAUGGGCUGGGCUUCCUAUGAGCUUUGCAUCGCAGCAGCAGCCGGGAAGUAGUGUUUUCUCGGCAAAUGUGGUGACCGACGUUGAAAUGACGGCUGCCGGCGGCAAGUACAAGCUCUGCUGGUGUGGCUCCUGGGCUGGCGGCUGCGACAGAUCUGAGGACUUUAAGGUCGAGUUCGGCAACUUCUUUUUGGUGGGAGUCUCCCCUCUUCACCAAGACCGGACCUGCUUCGCUGGCGCUGCUUGUGUUUUAGUGGACAUCUCCGGCCAUGGAAUUGCGGCAGAAUCUUCGGUUCUGGUGCUGGAGACCUGUGGUCUUGGUCGGGCAACGCUCAUGAGGUCCUGGUGGGAUGAAGCUUCCGUCAGCUCUGCCAGUGGCUCAGUGACGUCGUGGCCCAUGCGACCCUCCUCUGGCCCAGGAGGUCAGUAUCGCUUGUGCUGGUGCUCCCGGCAACCCUGCAGCGUGCGUGAUGCAUUGGUGGAUCUUGGCCAGUUGACCUUAGUGGGCCCGGAACCCCUCUAUCAGCAUCGGACGUGUGUGAGCGGGCUUACAUGCGAGUUGAGCGGACUAACAGGGACUUUCUGGAGUGGAGACAUGUGGGUGCUAGAUACAUGUGGGACGAGAAGUGGCUUGAUUGGAGGAUUUGCGAUGGACGGCCGUUCUCCCAUCUCCAUGCCUGAAGGCAUUGUCAGCUUCGACUAUCCGGUUUCAGCCGCAGGCGGACAGUAUCGACUCUGCUGGUGUUCAGAUGGUUUCUUCAAUCACAGCAAUUGGACAGAUGAUCUUGCUCGACGCGGCUGCAGCUUUGCCCCGGAGUUCGUUCUGGACAUCGGAGAAUUGCUGCUGGUUGGAAUGUCACCACUUACGCAAGACCGAACUUGCGUUGCUGGGCAAAGCUGCCAGCUUUUAGACUUGCGGGGAUUUGGCCUGUCUGCUCUGGACGAGGUAGCUGUCCUCGACACCUGUGGGCAACAGGCUUUGCAACGCUGGCCAGCGGAGCCCACGAUGCUCGAAACAGAUGGCAAGCUCAGCGUAUCCUGGAGCUUCGUCACAACAGCAGGCGGCCAGUAUCGGCUGUGUUGGUGCCCUGGAUUGUCUUGGACCUCGGGGGAGACAGACGAUGACUUCGAUCCCUGGGCUUCAAACGACACUUUGAACGUGAGUGGGACGCCGGUGCAAAGCUUCCAGAGAAAAUGUUCUUCCACGGAGUCGAUGAUUGUGGACUUUGGUGCAUUGACACUUCUAGGUCCAACUCCCUUGUUCCAGCACUACACGUGUGUCAGUGGCCAAACCUGUGAAUUGGAGCAUGUGGAGGGUCUUCAUCUGCAGGAGGGAGAUCGUAUCCAACUUCUGGAGACCUGUGCAGUGAGUGCGCAGGGCGUCGUGCCGUCGCGGAUGCCUGCAGGAGGUCUGCUAGAGGCCUCUGCUCUUGGCAACAACAGUCUGACUUUCUCCCUCGGCGAGGUGGACGUACCGAUCUCUGCGGCUGGAGGGACUUAUCGCCUUUGCUGGUGCUCGGCCGACGUCGACUGCAGGGCCUUGGAGUCUUUUCGGUUGGAUAUUGGACAGCUCACGGUGCUGGGUGCAAGCUCAAGCAGCUUCACAUGUGUCAGCGGUAGGAGGUGUCAUAUUGACGGAGUCCCAGGGCUUUUUGCAAGCUCGGCUUUCAUGGUGCUUGACACUUGUGGCGCGGGCACUUCGAUUGACCAGGGGCAGAUGAUUCAAAGUUCUGGUAGCAUGUCCGGGGUGACGGGAGUGCAAAGUGCCUCUGGUGGGCAGUACAGACUCUGUUGGUGUGGCUCUUCCGAAGAGACCUGGAUCCAAGGGGACAACGACAGCAACUCUUCAGUCAGUGUGUUGCGAACUUUAGGUUGCGCGACAUCGAAAGACUUCCAAAUUGAUGCUGGCGAGAUUCAUCUGGUCGGACCAGUUCUGGGUCAAGCACGCACCUGCAUUGGGGGUCAGUUGUGCCGCAUUGAAGGGCUUGUUGGCUACGGCUUGGCCCCGAGUGAUCGCCUGCUUGUCAUGAACAGCUGCGGCAGCAUUUCUGCUCUGCCUGCAGGAUUUCCUGGCACAGGUACGGCCUUAGUGCCAACGAACAGAACCCUGGCAACCAAUAUUUCAGACUUCUGGAACACCAUUUUGACUGCAGCCGGGGGCACGUAUCGUUUAUGCUGGUGCAGUGAGCUUGAUGCCAGCUGCUCAGCAUCUCAAGACUUUUCGGUGGAUGUAGGGGACUUUACAUUGCUUGGUCCACAGCCCUUGGAGCAACACCGAACUUGCAUCAGUGGCCGGGCCUGCUUUCUGGCGGCCUCGCCGGAUCAUGGUCUGGAGGGGCUUGGAGUGGACCCGGUGGAUGGCCUGCUGGCAAUUCCGCUCGCAUCCACCUGCGGGACUCUUGGCGCGAGGAGUAUCGACGGCACAACCUCAUACCUUUCUGUGCCCAGCGGCUCCUCACCGGUAACGGUUGUACAGGCGGUGCCGCGCAUGAAUGAGCCCGGCGGCCUGUAUCGGCUUUGUUGGUGCAGCUCUCAGGCCUUAUCCUGCAUGGCGCAGGUGCAGCAUCAUUCUGUUCAGGUAGGUCUUCUGACCGUCCUUGGCCCUGCCCCUUUGAAGCAGGAUCGAACCUGCAUAUCAGGAACUAGCUGCAUGGUGGACCUCCAGGGAUCAUUUGUCGAUGCAAGAGUAGCUGGGAUGCUAAUGGUGCUGGAAACAUGCGGCCUUCCAGUUCUGCUGCCACGCUUUCUUCCAGAUGGCGUAGUGCCACUUCCUGGAAGGACAGAAGCAAACAAGUCGGCAAACAUGUCGGCAUUGCAAAUCAGUGCCGCCGGUGGGCUUUACCGCAUGUGCUGGUGUGCAAACACGGCGUCGUCUCUUCUUAAUGAGUCUCUCGCAUAUGAUUCUGGUCUUCGCCUCGAGGCUUGCAGCGAGCCUUCGGACUUUGUUGUUGACGUCGCAGCCUCAGGCGGCAAGGUUGGUGCCUUGACGGUUGUGGGGCUGGCUCCCCUUGAGCAGCAUCGUGUGUGGUGGACGGGAUCAGCGGACGGCACCUCACGUUUGACGACAAGUGAUGUUCGUGGGGACCGAGGAUCAGGGAUGGCAGUGGCCGAUUCGCUCGUCGCCACCGACACCUUCUCCACGAUGAUCUUUUCCUGGGGCUCGGAGAAGCUCAGCCUAGCUGGCGGACAGUACCGGCUUUGCUGGUGCUCCAAAGCGGCUUCAUCGAACAUACCCUUGAACAUCUCAAAGCUCGGUACAAACCAAUCAAACAGAGCUGCUUGUACCACCGCCGAAAGCUUCCAGGUUGAUGGAGGUCGCAUGACAAUCAUCGGUGUGGCCCCGCUGGGGCAAGAUCGGACAUGCUUGUCGGGGCAGACGUGCAUGAUAGACGGAAUUCAAGGUCAGCACCUCUCAGAUCGCGACCUGUGGUUGCCCUUGGAGACCUGCGGAGUGCCGGAUCAGAUCAUCUCACCGGCCGGGCGACUUGUUACGUCGGUGUCGCUUUCAGGCAGCUUCGUUUCAUGGGGAAACCAUGCUCUCACACUGGCAAGCGGGCAGUACCGCCUCUGUUGGUGCUCGGGUGAUGCGCGUUGUAGUACAUCUUCUCAGUUUUCCAUAGAUGCCGGAGAGUUCCACAUUAUUGGGCCGUCUCCACUGCAGUCCCACACCUGCGUGUCGGGGCAAACUUGUGUUGUCGAGGACGUGGUGGGCACGGGAUGGGAAGCCACGGAUCAGUUCUUGGUAAUGGAGACCUGUGGGCACAGCCAGGCCACCGCCGGACUGAGUUGGACUGGUCGCGUUGCUGCCUUGAGCGAAACCUACGCGACAGUGACCUGGAGUUCAGCUCGUGUUCUUGCACUGGGCGGCAGUUAUCGGCUGUGUUGGUGUCCGGGCGUGAUCGUAUCAAGUAGUGCCAACAGCUCGCGCGACUGUGUUCCGACGGAGUUCGCUGCAGAUGCUGGCGAGCUUUUUGUCCUUGGCCCCACCAGGAGGCAAGAGUGGACUUGCAUCUCUGGUCAGGCAUGCUCAGUCUCUGGGCUAGAUGCCGGUGCGGCAACUGGUGACUUUGGGCAGCUGGUGGUGCUCGAGACUUGCGGCGUUGGAGGCAUCCUGCCCCGCUGGUCUGAAUCAGGUCGUCUAGCACCACAUUUGGUCGCGACCGGCUCUGUCACUUCUGGUGUUGUGGUGUCUGCAAAAGGCGGCCGAUAUCGUCUCUGUUGGUGUGCUUCAUUGCAAAAUCCAGCGGCACACUGCUCAGAAAGUCCGGCCAAUGCAUCUUGCGAGCUCUACACAAGCAGCACAAGCAAUGGUACCGGAAACUUAAGCUUGCCUUGUCAAGAGGCACAGGACUUUUCUGUCGACCUGGGCAGCCUGGAUGUGCAGGGCCCGAGCCCGCUCGACCAGCACAUGACCUGCUUCAGCGGCCAAGCCUGCCAGUUCCAUCAGCUUACCGGCUACUAUCUGGAUAGCCUCAGCAGAGUCAUGAUCCUCGAUACCUGUGGUGCCAAUGUGCUGCCAACCCGAUUGACGCAGGAAGGCUUCAUGAGUGGUGGUGUCUGGGCAUCCGCCGAGAUCACUUCGCCCGGAGGAGUUUACAGGCUUUGUUGGUGCCGGGAGUCGAACUCCACUUGGCAGAGCUGCCUGCUGCCUGAGCAUUUCCUGACCGACGCUGGCACCCUCACAGUCCUUGGGCUGAGCCCCCUGAGUCAGGAUCGUACCUGCAUUAGCGGCCGCAAGUGCACUCUUGACAAUCUGGAAGGAGUCGGCUUGGAAGAUGCAUCUUUUAAGGUGCUCGUCAUGAACACUUGUGGGCGGGAUGACACAGUGCCAAAGUGGGCCCAUGCCGCAGACUUGUGGACAAAGCGGCCCGGCUUUGCUUCGUGGCUGGACCUGGCCGUCACGGCUGUUGGGGGUUACUAUCGCUUGUGCUGGUGCUCACAUACGAAUCACACGUCAGAAAGCCAAUGUCUGCGAUCCUCUCACUUCGAGGUGGAUGCGGGUGGCCUCCUCCUUGUGGGCCCGACCCCCCUCGAGCAGGACAGAACAUGCAUCAGCGGGCAGACUUGCGUCUUGGAGUCGCUGCUCGGAGUUGGAUGGACGGAAAGAGAUGUAUUAGCUAUACACUCCACCUGUGGCGGCUUACAUGACGAAGGGGUGCCAGCGAGGUUCAUUCAAGAAAGCCCGCGCCUGUCAGAGACGGCAGGUGGAAGCUGGACGGCAAGCUGGGAUUCAGUACGUAGUUCUUCUGCAGGAGGUCAGUAUAGACUAUGCUGGCAUGUGGGGACGGAGCUGAAUGGAACAGCGGUGGCUGCAGACGUGGAAGGUUGGAUAGACAUGGGUGCCUUCACACUUAUCGGACCAUCUACCGACGCUUCUCGAACAUGCCUCAGCGGACAAACCUGCCGAGUGGAUGGCUUGCUGGGACACCACUUGGAUACCAACGACUCGUUCAUUCUGAUGGAGACCUGUGGAGUUAUGCAAGUUGUUCCCAGAUUUGCAAUCGGCGGGCAGUUCGAUAGCGUGCAAGCCAGCGGGGCUGCGGUCUCUUGGGGUGCAGCACUGAACUCUGCUGCCGGUGGCCAGUACAGACUGUGCUGGUGUGGAGCGCUGGGCGAUUGCAGUGACCCUCAGUAUUUUGCCGUCGAUGUUGGCGAGCUUCAUUUUUAUGGCCCAGCCCCUUUAUCGCAAGAUCGAACAUGUGUGAGUGGGAGGACAUGUUCAUUCGGUGGCCACGUUUACGGUGACCACACAUGGUCCAUGUCAAUCAUGGACACCUGCGGGCUGAGCCGUGAUCCACCGCAAAGAACUGCUGCGGUGGCCACUACGGGAAGUGUCACUUCCGUGACGUUCGAUACUUUGACAUCUGCAGGCGGCGUCUACAGGCUUUGUUGGUGUGCUGCGAGGACCUGCUCUACCUCAGAGUCCUUUGCAGUCGAUGCGGGGAAGCUGGAGCUUGUUGGAGUUUCUCGUGCGCAAGAUAGAACAUGCAUUUCUGGGCGAACUUGUGAGAUUGAUGGGAUUCGUGGAUACCAUAUCUCGAACCACGACUACCUCCAGAUUCUGGAGACCUGUGGAGAAGCGGGCUCACAUCCGUAUUUGCCCAGACAGCAGCUGUCGGUUCAGGGCGGAAGUGCUCGUGCCAUCUGGCCAGUUGUGCCAGUGGCUGCUUAUGGAGGCCAGUACAGAAUCUGCUGGUGUAGUGGCGAGGGGGCAGACUCCUAUGAAGGAAACUCUUCGCAUGACUGUGCAUCCUCGCAAGACUUCACUGUAGAGGUGGGGAAUCUCCUGGUCCUUGGCCCAAGCUUCCCGGAACAGACGAGAACUUGCGUCAGUGGCCAUUCAUGCAGACUCACGGGUCUCUUGGGCGAGAGCUUCGCUGGUGGAUCCGAAAUCCUGGUAGCGGAGACAUGUGGAACCGCUGCCGUCAUUCCCGGGUUUGCCCAUGCAAGCCAAACUCUUCAGCAAAACCUCCUUCUGGAAGUUGCGUGGACCACGGUAACCGCAGCCGGAGGGCAAUAUCGUCUCUGCUGGUGUUGGCCCCUUGAAAGCUACAAUGCUUCCGGCGCUGGGGCUGGCGAGUGCGAGGUGGCCUCGAAGUUUCGCAUUGACCUGGGCACGCUGACGCUUUUGGGCCCGCUGAGAGAUCAAGACCGGACCUGCGCUUCCGGCCUCAGCUGCUUCAUUGAUGGCAUCCUGGGGGAAGGGCUGCUCGACACGGACAAUGUGCUGGUCUUGGAGACCUGCGGAAUCAACCAGGUGGUGCCACGAUUUUCCGGCGCUGGGGUGUUCACCGACAUCUCUCGAAGUGGUGCAAGCAUCAGCUGGGGAGCUGCCCCGAAUACAGCUGCAGGAGGAAGCUACCGACUUUGCUGGUGCUCACAAAGUGCAUGUAGUACACCCACAGACUUCCAGGUGGACUUUGGAUCGCUUCUCCUGCUCGGAGUCGCGCCCUUGGAUCAAACGUUGACCUGUGUGGCGGGAAGGGCGUGCGCAUCCUCGUGGUCUUUCGGAGUCUCGGGGAUCUCCUGGUCUUCAACUUUCGGUACGGCGAUAGCUCUAGAGACCUGUGGAGCGGAGAGGGCACUUGCCCCACCAAGAAUGCAGAGCAACAUCACCGGAGUUGAGAUCCUUGAGAGAUCAGCUGCUGGGAAGUGGAGGCUCUGUUGGUGCGCCUCCGGUCUGACGAACGACUCAGCGUCAAACCGAAGCGUAUGUGAAACCAUGCUGGACUACAUUGUCGACAUCGGGGAGCUGUCGAUCCUGGGCCCGCUGCCAACGAGCGGUCACACCUGUGUGAGCGGCCUUCCUUGCCUCGCAGAUGGCCUCCUGGGCUUGGAUUUAUCCCCCAACGACUCGUUCGUGAUACUUUCAACUUGCGGGACCGAGACCACGCCGACGCGCUUUCCGAAUGCUGCGUUUGCUACGUUUGAUUCCGCGACGGGCACGCUCCACUGGGACGGAAACGGCUCUUUCACGGCCUUGACUGCUGCAGGUGGACAGUAUCGUCUCUGUUGGUGUCACCCUGUGUCCGCUGUUGACUGCCUGGCGUCUGUUGACUUCAGAUAUGAUGUCGGAAGCUUUACAAUCUUGGGUCCGGCGCCCUUGGAGCAGCAUAGAACUUGCAUAAGCGGAGCGGCGUGUACGCUGGAGGGACUCACAGGUAACUUGCUGUCAGAUGCAGAUGCAGCGAUGGUGAUGCAGAGCUGUGGCUCCAAGAAUGGUGCUGGCAUUGGCUUUCCAGCCUCGGGGCUUGGAAAUUCUUCUUUGAUCCUGACACCCAGCGGUGGCUCAUACCGAAUUUGUUGGUGCACUCCACCUGCCAGAGCGUUUGUCGCUGGUUUGCCUUCCUUUGCCUGGCAGGACAGGGAUGGCUGCAGCCUGGCAGAAGACUUUCUGGUCGAUAUUGGCGCUUUCACUAUUCUGGGCCCUCUCCGUGACCAUGCGAGGACCUGUGUCGCCGGCGCGAUUUGCAGUAGCGCCAUCCAAGGGCUCGGUCUUUCGUUGGAUUACCGCUUGCAGAUUCUUGACACUUGCUCGGGAUCGGGGCAGGUAGCAGAAGUCGAGACAAGAAACAACACGGCGCCUUUGUGGUUUGACAAGAUCUCAUCUGCGGGUGGAGCCUAUCGACUUUGCUGGUGUGCCCUCCAGGCUUGCAAUGAGAUGGUGGACAUAGGGACCGUCUUCCUCCUUGGAGUAACACCGCUACAGCAGGACAGGACUUGUGUCGCGGGCCAAGCUUGCAGGAUCGAUGGGGUGUCUAGCUAUGGAGAACUAGAUGCUAGCCAUCUGAUGAUCCUACAGACUUGCAAUGUUUUUGGUGGGCUUGGCAUUGCGGACGUGCAUGCCGCAGCAGACAGUGCGGUGGCACACGGCAAUUUCAGCAACGCUUCUGGAGAGAUGCCGGCUGUCCAAAGCAAAGCCUGGUUCCUGGAUGAGGUGACUCUACCUGGUGGGGGCUACCGCCUGUGCUGGUGUGGAUCCAUGGCUGCCACGGGUGCAGCGAACGACACGGGCGGCCCUGGCAAUUUGACGGCUUCUGACUGCAGGGUGAUUCCAGGGUCUCAGGUGGACUUCGGGGAACUCUUGGUAGUUGGUCCGUCCAACAUUGUUGAGGUGACCUGCGUGAGUGGGCAAGCCUGCGUCGUGGAUGGGCUGCUCGGUCAGCACCUCUCGACAGGCGACUUCAUCACCAUUCUGGAUACUUGCGGUGUGCCGAGUCCAGAUCUCGAUGGCUUCCCCCAGAACGGCUUGGCAGUGAGCAUUGCUGCAAGUGGCAGCGCAGCAAAUUGGGGUCUUCAGACUCCACUUACGGGCCAAGGAGGGUCCUACAGGUUGUGCUGGUGUGCGGCCGGCUUUUCAUGCUCCAGCUCCGAAGACUUUGCUGUCGAAGUGGGAUCGCUUUCCUUGCGGGGGCCCAUCCCUCUUGGCCAGGACAGAACCUGUGUGGCCGGUUUCAGCUGCAACAUUGCAUUCGAUGGGAUGGACAUGAGCCCAUACGUAGUGGAGGCAGUCAGCUCCGUUCGCCUCGCACUCCUCCCUUCAAACGUGCUCUCUGCGCGACUCGCGGUUGUGGAUGUGCACUACGCGAGUACUUCCGCAGAUUUGCAUGCUCCGAACAUGAGUGAUGUCAGCUUGGCAGCCUCCUGCAGCAUGACGAGUACGGGCUCCUUUCUGUCUGCAGGGCAAGCGUUGCUUUGGUAUUCGUGCUCCUGGCAGCCGGCAGUUACUGCCUCUCAGUGGUUUGUUUCGUUACAUUCUGACGCAACACUGCAGAUAUUUGAGGUUCAGUUCCUGGGCCGAAAGGGAUGGACCACAAUUUCUGACGCCGUCGGUGUCCAUGGGGAUGCAGGCAAGUUGUCGGAUGGACUCCUUUCAGAUUGGGUGCUGGCAGGCUCCGGGCAUCCUAUUCAGCUCACUUUCACAGCUUUACAGCCAGACACCAUAGUCAUUGCAGACACCUGCGCCACGAGCUCGUCAGCUUGGGGUCCUGUUCCUCUCAGUCCAUAUGCCGCGGACGUUUUGACCGUCCAGGGUGGGCGGUAUAGAAUGUGUUGGUGUGCGCGGGGUUUCAGGUGCAGCUUCAAGGAAGACUUUUCCGUCAAUGCGGGACUGUUGACCGUCGUCGGUCCCAAGACCGUGCACAACACUUGCAUUGGAGGGCACUCCUGCUCUGUGGAACUUGACGGUCAGUAUCUAUCCGAUCACAAUCAGAUUUUAGUCCUCCACACAUGUGCAGUGGAAGAUGCAAAUGCUUGGAAGCUGACUGACCUGGGUACCUGGCACCAUCUUUCCAGCAGCGGAGCAACCCUUUCCAGCAAAGCUGCUGUCACAUCAUCCGCAGGGUCAUACAAGCUUUGUUGGUGUAGCGGCUUCUCAGCGUGCGAGACUGCAUCUGACUUCUCUGUCGAGGCAGGCGAGCUUUGGGUACUUGGAGUAGCACCUCUUUUCCAAGCCCACACUUGCAUCAGUGGUCAGACCUGUGUCGUUGAUCACCUGACUGGUUUGGGCUUGUCGAAGGAUCAGGUCAUGAUCCUAGACACUUGCGGUACGCAAGCCUUACUGUACAGGGGCCUUGAUGCCAGUGAGCUUGUCAACGGAAGCAGCACCAUCCUUACCUGGACAAACGAGUUGACAGUGCCGGGUGGUCAAUACAGGCUGUGUUGGUGCAGUACCCAAUAUGCACAAGAUGCCUGUGCCACUGCAUCAGAUUAUCAGGUUGACUUUGGCCAGUUCACCAUCCUCGGACCCUCGCCACUGCAGCAAACGUGGACAUGCAUCGCUGGUCAAUCAUGUCGGAUUGAUGGCAGCACUGGUUUUGGAACUGGGCUUCCAACUGAGAUUGUGAUCAUGGACACAUGCGGUGCCCCGGACAGCCAGAUCGUGUUCCACAGUGCACCUGUCGGGGGCUUGUCCAGCUCGUGGGAAAACUCACUGUUGUCCAUUCCUGCUGCUUCCUACCGUCUUUGCUGGUGUGCAAUCGCAUCAUGUCCGUGUACGCUGGCCGAGAGUUACAGGGUGGACUUUGGCCGGUUGCUGGUGCUUGGCCCUUCCCCGCUAAUGCAAGAUCGAACAUGCGUGUCUGGCAGCAGGUGCGAAGUUGAUGGUUUCCUGGGCAUAGGCUUGUCCAGCUCAGAUCUUGUGGUUAUUCAGGACACAUGUGCAGACCACCGUUCGCGAAUAGGCCUGCCAGCAGGUGGGUCCCUGAUUUCGCUGAUGCCAGCAGCUGGGAGCUCAUAUGUGUCGGCGGAGAGUGUCAGGAGCAGUAACGGCACCGUGAUGUUCAACACUCUCACGGCAGCAGCAGGCCAGUACAGGCUUUGCUGGACGAGCUGGAUGGCCCUUCAGGUUGACAUGUUUGGUAACAGCAGCGAAAAUUUCAGUAUCGAGGAAGCAGUGAAUUUCCUGGGCGGCUGCAAUGACACACUUGGAGGGAACAGGACUUGUGCACUACCUCAGAUGCCUGGCCGUUUGAUUCUACCUACAGGCAUGAUUGACAUUGGAAGGCUCACGCUGAUGGGUCCCAGUCCCCUGGAUCAGAUGCACACGUGCGUCAGUGGACAACGCUGCAGUUUCGGCGGCAUCACCGGGUUGCAUUUGGAUGUUGGGGACCAGGUUGCGGUGAUGGACACCUGUGGACUGCCAGGCAGAAUGGACGAGUCAUCUCCGGUUCGGUCCUUUGCUUCCUGGGUCGACUUCGGAGCCACUACGCUUCCCGGUGCCACUUACCGGCUUUGUUGGUGCAGCGCAGCAGCAGGCUGCAGCUCAGCGGAAGACUUUCUCGUGGACUUUGGCAGGCUGUCCGUACUUGGCCCCGCGCAGUCUCAGCAAUUCACUUGCGUGUCGGGGCGCCUCUGCACCUUGAAAGGCUUGCUGGGAAGAAGCUUCUCCAGCCUGGAUCGCUUGGCGAUUUUUGACACCUGUGGCGGCGGCAGCGGCAGCCUGCCUCCGAUCCAAGGAGGGUCAACACCCCUGGUGCCACGAAUUCCUUCAGACGGCACGGGAAUGUCGACCUCAAGUGGGGCUGCAGUUCAGUGGGAUGGGAAAUUCACUGCAUUUGGUGGAUCAUAUCGCUUGUGCUGGUGUGCUGGAUCUCCAACAGGUGCCUUUGACAAUCCAGCCCAGGAUGCCUCAGACUUAGACACCCUUUGGAGUGCGGUUGCUGGGGUGCCAAGCCUUUCGAACGCGAGCAAUCUCUCCAGUCGCCGACUCGCCUCCAUGGUAUUUACCAACUCGAGCAAUGUCUCCAACUUGACGGAUCCGGGCUUCCUCUGCCAGCAGGCCUCGCAGUUCCGGGUGGAUGUUGGAGAGCUGCUGCUGAUCGGGCCCUCGCGGCUUCCAGCGGCCACCUGCGUCAGCGGCCAGACUUGUGUGAUCGAUGUUGUCGCGCAGCCUUCAGAAGAUUUCAUUCUAAUGGACACCUGUGGUGAGUCUCUCUCAAGCCUUGGAGGACCGGCUGUGAGCUCUUCCGUGGUGUCUUGGGGCCCAGAAGUGCUUGUAGGCGCUGGUGGAACCUAUCGGCUGUGUUGGUGCUGGAAAGAUGCUGCCGUGAAUACCAACUCCUCGAAUGCCACUGGAGGCUCAUCACAAGUUUCAGCUCCUGGCAUUCGAGUCGACGCGAAUGCAUCAAACACAUCAAACAUGUCGCGGGCGCAUGAGCCAUGUCGGCAGAUGCAAGACUAUGCGGUUGAAGUAGGGCCAGUGCUUCUGCUGGGUCCAUCGCCACUGCAUCAAGAUCGAACUUGCGUCAGUGGGCAUACCUGCGCAGUGGAAGGGAUAGUUGGCACUGAGCUGGAAGAUCUUCUGGUUCAAGACACUUGUGGCAGUCCCUCCUCUUUGACGUUGCCUGUGAACUACAGCUCCGUCGAUCAUCGAUGGGAGCUACCAGUUCUGACACAGCAAGGUGGCACAUACAGGCUUUGCUGGUGCUCGGGGAUGUUCUCAUGCCGCCUGGAAGACUUCCGUGUUGAUUUUGGCACCUUGCACUUGCUUGGUCCGUUGCCUCUAUCUCAGCACCGGACCUGCAUUAGUGGAUGUCCCUGUGCUGUGGACAGGCUCGAGGUUUAUCCGCCAGAGCUCGCAGGCAUGUCUCUUCAAGUUCAACAAGCGUGCGCAUCCAUGCAACUUCUGGACGGAUUCCCGACCGAUGCAGCUGGGAUAGACACGUCAACACGUUCUGCAACUUGGUCGGAGAUCACGGCUUCCGGUGGCAUCUACAGCUUGUGUUGGCAUGUGGAGCCUGAUGCAGGAUUCGCAAAUUUCACUGGAAAUGGUUCGCUGCAACAGUCGGGAAAUGAAAACCAUAGCCUUCGAAAUAGCCUGCCUGAAGACCACUCGGUGUUCAUGGGCCAGCUCCUUCUCAUUGGCCCGGCCCGGGAUCAUGCAGUGACAUGCAUCAGCGGAGGCCGCUGUGCUGUGAGGCUUCGUGGACUUCAUCUCUCCGACUCAGACUUCAUGGCAGUUCUGGACACCUGUGGUGUUAGCACAUCCUCGCAGCAGCUCGCCGCAGUACAGCAGUUGGAAUUCACGGGCGCACAGGCCGUGCUUGUGGAUUGGCCCAGCACCUCCAUGAAGAUUGAUGGUGGCCAAUAUCGCAUGUGCUGGUGCUCCGGGCUAGGAGUGCAAACAUCCUGGGCCAACAUCUCCAACACAUCGCAGCCCUCGCCCUGCGACUCGGCUCAGUCCUUCCGGGUAGAUGCUGGAAGCCUCUCUCUCCGUGGCCCGCGACCCGUUCUUCGGACGUGUCUUGUGGGAAGACCAUGUCUUCUCACAGGCCUGGAUGGCUUUGCUUUGAGUCCGUCAGACCAGCUGCUGCUUCUGGAGACUUGUGGCAGUCCUCGAGUUGCCGAUGGCGGUCUCUCAAAGAGCCUCCGCGAGGAGAUGUCUGUCGUGUUCACAAUCACUAGGGCCGGCAGCUACCGCCUGUGCUGGUGUGGUGCAAAGCCUUGGAGCCCGAACACGACGGCAUGCUCAAGCCCAUUCGAGUUCACGGUGGAUGCCGGCGAAGUUUCGGUGUUGGGACCACUGCCGUCACAGUUCAGGACUUGCGUGAGUGGACUGCGCUGCGCGUUGGAGGGUCUGCUCGGCACUGGACUUGACGAAGACGAUCGUGUGCUGGUUAUGGACACCUGCGGCAGUCCCAACAUGGUACCCCUGUUUCCAGCAGCGGGUCUUUCUCACGAGGUUGGUAGCAGUGGGGCUUACGUGUCCUGGGGGAAUGCCGUGGUCACCUCGAAGGGAGGAGCAUACAGACUGUGCUGGUGUAGUCGAGACUUGAACACCAGCUAUUCGGAAAAUGCGUCUGACCCAGAAUGUAGCUUGCCGAGUGCGUUUGGAGUCGACUUCGGCACGCUUGUGCUUCGCGGACCUGCAGAGCUUGCAAAGCCACUUUACUGCAUCUUUGGUGAUGAUUGCGUCAUGCAACCUGUUUCUGGCAUGUACACCAGUGAAUUGGAUUGGCUUCGUGUGCUGGACACAUGCGGCAUUGAUGCACAGCAGCCUGCAUACCAAGCGGACAUCUCGCUGCAAGUCCUGUCUUUGGCACAUGCGAGAUCAAAUGUCAGUGCUGAUGUCAACGUGACUGAUGGCCUAGUGCUUGGACUCAAGAACCGCUCAAGCUUGAUGAUUCCAGCUGCAGGCGUUCCUGCUGCUGGUGGUCAGUACCGGCUCUGUUGGUGCGGUCAUGAGUCGAACUGCCUAGCUGCUUCCAGCUAUCGGGUGGACUUCGGCAGCAUGUCAUUGACUGGGCCGUUGCAGGGACAGUCUCGGACAUGCGUCAGUGGUCAUUCUUGCGCAGUCAGUUCCAUUCUUGGAUACGGCCUUUCGAACGAGACUAGUUUCCUUGUCAUGGACACUUGCGGUCAGCCUGGUGCUGUCCAGGGCGCAUUCAGCAGUCCCGGAGUUCUGUCGUCUGGAGCAGCCGUGCAAUGGUCGGCUGAGCCAGUAACAGGUGGAUUGUACCGUCUAUGCUGGUGUGGAGCUGCCAUGAACUCGGCGAAUGCCACACAAGGUCGAUGUGAUUCUAGCUGGAGCUUCAAAGUUGAUUUCGGCGAUUUGAUGGUGCGAGGCCCGUCGCCGCUGUCGCAGACCUUCACAUGCAUUGCAGGACAGUCGUGUCGCUUCGACGGAGUCAGGGGUCAGGAUCUGUCCUUUGCCGACCAAUACUUGGUGCUGGACACUUGCAGUCCCAAUAGCCUGGCCACGGAUGUCCUCGCAGUUCGCAUUGCAUUUUCUGAGCAGCCUUGCAAUUCGUCACUCCAACCUGAAGGGGUGGUGCUAGUGCCUGGUGGUCAGUACAGAUUAUGUUGGUGUGGACGGGCCGGCACUCAGAACUUGUCGCACCAUCUCUCUUGCAGUCUUCCGACUGACUACCUUGUGGACUUUGCAAGUGUUUCCGUGAUUGGACCCUCUUCCUUUGAUCAGGACAAGACUUGCAUUGCUGGAAUGAGCUGUGCAGUUCGAAACAUAGACGGCUAUUAUACUUCCAGCGGUGAUGCACUGAUGGUGGCCGCCACAUGUGGCCAGAGUGAUGCAUUGAUCCGUGGACUUUCUAGGUCUGGACUCAUGCUGCCAGAUGCACAGGUCAAUUCGACUUUCCGUUGGCUCUUGACAUCCACAUCUGCACAAGGGGGUCAAUAUCGUCUGUGCUGGUGUGCCGAUGGCCAGGUGUGUUCAACCAUGGAGCACUUCAGAGUUGAUGUGGGCGCUUUUUCGCUUCUGGGGCCUGUGCCGAGCCAGCAAGCGUUCACAUGCAUUGCUGGUCGUGGGUGUAACAUCGACCCCAUUACGGGCUUUCACUUGAACGAGAACAGGCUGGUUGUGUUGGAGACCUGUGGCUCGGAGAGAGGUGUUCUACGCAUCCCCAACAGUGGCUUGUCCGUGUCUUCUGGUGCAGCCAGCUGGGGCCCUUUGCCUCUGACUGCUGCGGGGGGGCAGUACCGCCUUUGCUGGUGCGCAGACCUCGUCAUGAAGCCGCUCAAUGAGUCAUACAGCACUACAAGAGGCUGCCGCAUCUUUUCAGAGUAUACUUAUGACAUCGGCAGCCUCAGCAUUCUUGGGCCAGCGCCAUUUUUGCAGAGCCGGACAUGUGUUAGCGGCCAAAACUGUCAGCUUGAUGGCUUCACUGGGCACGGUCUCAGCAACCUGGACAAACUUCUGGUUUUGGACACUUGCGCUGAACCUACCUCCGUGGUGCCAAAAUGGAGCUUGGCUGGUGGCAGUGUGGAGACAACUAGCAGCGGCACAGCUGCCUCAUGGCAAGCCAUCGUGAGUGCUGCUGGUGGACAGUACCGCUUGUGCUGGUGUGCGACCUUGCCCAUCAAUGACACACUCGCCGGCCAGUCUUGCACACGUGCUGGAGAUUUUGCCGUGGACAUGGGUGCGAUGUGGCUGCUGGGUCCGACACCGUUGUUGCAAGACCGGACGUGCAUCAGCGGGCAGACUUGCUCAUCGAGGGGCAUGGUGGCUACGACAGGCGGUGGCAUGUUUUUGUCUGGUCGAAUCCACGUGCUUGACACAUGUGGACAGGUCGGAUUCUUGGAAAGGUUUCCAGCAGGUGGACUCAGUGAUGAGGUGAGGCCUCUGGAAGGCAUUGUGACCUCACCACUUGCUGGAGACCUGCUGGACGUUCGUGGCAUGUCCAUUGUCAGCUGGACCUCUGAAGCCUUGACAGUUUCAGCAGGCCAGUAUCGUUUGUGCUGGUGUGCCCUCCUUCCGGCUCCAACGAAUACCUCGGGCUGCAUCUUGACAUCUGAAUUCAGCGUAGACUUCGGAACCCUUCACUUGUACGGCCCACUCCCUGGCCAUCGCCGCACAUGUGUCAGCGGAUACACCUGCUCAUUCGGCGGCAUUGCCGGCUACGGCCUGAGCCAGAACGACACUAUCCUGGUGAUGGAGACUUGUGGCUCCAAUCAUGUCGCAGCCCGCUUUCCGUGGAGUGGCUUUAUUGACCACAUCUCCGCUAGUGGGUCUCGCGUGAGCUGGGGGGAGACCCCCAUAUCUGCACAUGGCGGUAGCUAUCGCCUCUGCUGGUGUAGUCAGAGUGGUUCGUGCAGGAGACCCGAAGCUUUCCCUUUUGACUUUGGUGAACUCCUGCUGGUUGGGCCUGUGCAGGUGGAUCAAACAUGUGUCGCCGGUCAGACCUGUUAUCUUGACGGCCUUCCACGUGCAUGGUCCGAGCUGAACUCUUACAUGAUUUUGGAGACAUGCGGCAUAGCCAAUACACCUCUAAGUGUUGUCACUGCAAGUCCCGUUCUGUCGGCUCAGGGCCAAGCAAACUGGGGCUCAAGCCCUCUGACGUCAGCUGACCUUCAGGCAGGCAUCUACCAGCUGUGCUGGUGCGCUCCACUGCCCUCUGUGAAUUCUACGCGUUCCGAGGACAGUCUGACAGGUUCGUGUCGCCUGUCUUUGCAGCACCAGGUUACUGUUGGCACGCUGAUGAUGAUUGGUGCCAUCGCCGAGCAGCAAAGAACCUGUGUCAGUGGGUUAACUUGCGUGAUUGAUAGCAUUGAGGGCUACCAUCUAUCAAUGUAUGACAGAGUGCUCAUCAUGGAAACCUGCGGCACUCAAGUACCGACUGGCUUUUCUUGGACAGCACAAGCCAGCAACGCAUCGGCGGGAAGGCUAAGCUUUUCAUGGGGUGCCGUCCAUAUCACACCUCAAGGAGGCUCCUACCGCUUGUGCUGGUGUGGUGCAUCUAUGGCUUGUAGCCAGGUGCGAGAGUUUAGGGCAGACUUUGGGCAAUUAAGCGUCCUUGGACCUGCACCCUUCCUUCAGCAUCAGACGUGUGUGUCGGGGCACCUCUGCCGCCUCUCCUCUGGCAUAGAGCAUGCGAAUAACAGUGACAUCGUUGGACUGCGCUAUGCCGUGUUGGCACUGGACACUUGCGGUGGAGUUUCUGUUCCUCAAGGCUUUCCGCUGCAUUGGACCAGCAAUAGCAGCUCGAAUGCAACAGCUGACAGUCUCUUGAGUGCAUCGAUGCAGGACGUCGCAACAGCUCCUGGCGGCACAUAUCGCCUUUGCUGGUGCGGCAUACCUGAAACAGCCACAGGCUGCAGAUUGCCGGCAGACUUCCGAGUUCAUGUUGGAGAGUUGACCAUGAUUGGUCCUCGGCUUGGCUCCCAUACAUGCAUCAGCGGUCGCCUUUGCAGUCUCGAAGACUUGCACCUCAGUGGCUCCCACAUGUACAUGGCCUUGGACACAUGUGGUGAAGCAGUGUGGGCUUGGCCUUCGGGUUAUGCAGGAUUAGUCAAACCCGGAAUCGCAAUCCCGGAGGAAACCGCCACAUUGGCUGGGCAGUACCAGCUUUGUUGGUGUGCCAACUUGCGCGUCGUGAACGCAAACGCGACUGAAAAUCCCAAUGCGAGCUACCCAUGCCAACGCGCAGAGGACUUCGCGUCUUCCUCUGGCACAUUCACCAUCCUUGGUAAGUAUCGGCUUUGCUGGACUCGACUUGAUGCGAACUCCAGCAAUUCCUCCAUGCCGGCAGUCUCCUUCCACGUUGACAUUGGUGAGUUACUCUUGCUCGGCCCGUCUCCUUUGGAGCAGUCCGCCACUUGCGUGAGCGGUCAGAGUUGUGUUCUUGAUGUGCUCAGUGGGUAUGGCUUGGACUCGGGCGGGCAUCUUAUGCUUGCUGACACAUGCGGAGUUCAAGGGGAAGUCAGCCUAAGACUCCCAAGUGAUGGGCUGACAUCUUGGGGUGCGAACGAAACUACAGUCUCCUGGUCCCAAGCCUUUACAGCUGCCGGGCAGUCCUACAAGCUUUGUUGGUGCGCAGUGGGACUUUCUUGCAGUUCCAUCAAUCACUUCAUCGACGUAGGUGUCCUAAGCCUAAUUGGACCUGCGCCUCUCAGCCAGGGCCGGACCUGCAUUUCUGGGAGCUCCUGUAGCUUCGCGUUGGACUUGGAGCCCUUCCGAGGUAGCAACGCCACCGGCCAGAGCCAGGUACUGAUCUCAGCCACCUGCGGUGCAGCAGCAGAUGUGGUGCCAGCGCAGUUCCUCGGGCCCUUGGGCUCAGCAUCCUGGCCCUCGCUUGUCCUUCCAGGUGGUGAGUAUCGCCUGUGCUGGUGUGCGCAAGAUGCUUGUGAGAUCUCCGAGUUCUUCCGGGUGGAUCUGGGCAGGUUCCUGGUGCUCGGUCCGAGUCAGCAUUAUCAAGCGACUUGCCUGGCUGGGCAGACAUGUCAGAUGUACAUCCCAGUAGCAGGUGGCUCGGACUUUGACCGCUUGUUGCUAGCAGAAACUUGUGGAGCGAUCCGAAGCAAGAGAAGGCAGCCCUUUUCCAUGAUACCAGAGGUUCACAGAUCCGCGCCAGACGUCCUGUCCGUCAGCUGGGGCACAGCAGCCCUUGUGCAGUCAGGUGGUGAGUACCAACUUUGCUGGUGUGGGCAUUCAUGUAGCGACACAUCCAGUUUCGUCUCCACAGCGGGCAGCUUGUACUUGCGAGGCCCUGCACCCUUGCAGCAGCAGUUCACAUGCCUCGCCGGUCAAAGCUGCUCCUUGGAGACCUUGUCCGGCUAUGGCAUGUCUAAUGCUGGAGUCUUGCUUCUGAUGGACACUUGUGGAAUCGCCUCCACGACGUUGCAGUUUGCACCGGGCGAGCCCCAGGGGCUUAUCAGUGGCUAUGUUCCUCUCGCAGGUGGAAGCUAUCGGCUCUGUUGGUGUGCGCUUCUUGCGAGCACGAACACUUCUGGUUGUGACUUGCCUUCGUCUUUCUUAACUGAUGCUGGCACAGUGCACAUUAUUGGUCCAGCGCCAUUGCAGCAACAGUACACUUGCGUCAGUGGCCAGACCUGUACACUGCGGGGGCUUCAGGGUUCCUCCCUGCAGCAAAGUGAUUCCGUCGCAGUUUUGGACACGUGUGGAAGCCUUGAAGCGUGGCCGCUCAAUCUUGUUAAGGUGUUGAACUUGCAGCCUGAUGCCUUGACCGUCAGCUGGGAAGACGCCCUCUCCACACCGGGGGGGCAAUACAGACUCUGCUGGUGUGCCACCGGUGCACGGUGCCAAGAUGCAAGCUCUCUGCGAGUGGAUUUCGGAAGUCUGACCUUGAUCGGACCCGAGCAACUGUUCAUGGACCGCACAUGCAUCAGUGGCCGAACAUGUUCGUUCGACGGGCUAAUCAGCGGCUCAGGGCUGCUUGUUCUGGAUACCUGUGGCUUGCCCUCGGUGGGCAAGAGAUGGGAUGGAACCCCAACAAGAAUGCCACAUUUCAUGAGCCAGCUUGAGCACAUGGAGAUCGAGGGCGAGCGAGUGACUUGGGGCAACCUGCAGUUCAGCGCGGCUGGCGGAGCAUUUCGUCUGUGUUGGUGCGCAAGCAACAGCACAUGCCUCGUACCCGAGGACUUUCAGCUGGACAUCGGCCAGCUCUUGUUGAUUGGUCCAAGCUUUGGACACUCGCAGUCCUGUAUUUCGGGACAGGUUUGUUCCAUAUCUCGUGUCAAAGGGUGGCAAUUGUCCGAGUCCGACAGGAUCAUGGUUCUGGACACAUGCGCGCAACCUGGAAACGCGACGCAGAUUCCUGCGGCUAUUGCAGGCUUCGCAGCCGAUGGUAUGAGUUGGUCUGCCGUCCAAGAACUCAAUUUGACGGAUGAAAUGCGUGGCUCCACUUACGGUCCACUAAUGCGCUUUGAACUGGCUGGGUACAUCAGUGCACCGGGUGCAAGGUAUCGGCUCUGUUGGUGUGGAGCACAGGCGGCCUGCUCUUCAUCCGAGGACUUUUACGUGGACUUCGGGGAGCUCCAACUCCUGGGACCUUCGCUUGGACAAAGCCAGACUUGCAUCAGUGGUCAAACGUGCUUCCUAAAUAAUCUCGCUGGUCACCAUGUGCAAGACGGUCAAGUUGCAACUUUCGACACUUGCGGCGUUCACGGUGUGGGAUUGGAUGGUGCCGACCUGAGCAAGUCAGUCGUAGGUGUGCACAUCUCGCAAUCUCUUGCAUCAGCACCAGCACGUGGUUCUGGCAUCUUGCUCUCAACAUUGACUGCUAGCGGAGGCAACUACUGGCUGUGUUGGUGUGCAGGCUCGGAGUGCUGGCUCGUGCUUGCUUUCUGGUUUGUGCCGGUCACGUGGAAGAACCGUCAACUCCUGAGAGGCAUUGGCCGCUUCACGUUGCAGGGCCCGGCACCGCUUCAGCAAGACCGAACCUGUAUCGCGGGCCAAGAAUGUGAAGUGGAUGCCUUGACAGGCCUUCACUUGCCAAGUGAUGGCAUGUAUGCCGUGCUGGACACUUGUUUCGCCCUCAGUGGCCGCAACUUGGUGCUCUUCUUGGAUCCCGUCAAUGCCCUGGCCUCAGCAACAAGGUAUCGCGUGGACGUUGGUUCGAUGCUGGUUGUGGGUCCGAGCCCCCUUCAACAAGACAGGACUUGUAUUGCAGGUAGAACUUGCAACGCAGAGCGGAUUCAUGGGCAGAGCCUCAGUGCCGCCGACAGACUUCAGAUUCUCGCGACUUGUGGUGGGACGGUGCCGCUGCGCUUCCCCAUGAACGGACUCAUUGUACCCGACCUCAAUGCGUCUCAGCCACCCAGUGGUAUGGGGCUUGGGUCCGAGAUCGUUUCCGCACCUGGCGGCCUGUACAGGCUGUGCUGGUGCAGUGGCUUGAAGCCGUCUGGCUGCUUGCGUGGCACGGAUUUCCAAACUGAUCUGGGUGCCAUGACCGUGUUGGGGGUCAGUCCCCACCAGCAAGACCGAACCUGCAUCAGCGGCAGAGUAUGUGCUGUAGAUCCUUUGCUGGGGCAUGGCUUGAGUGAGGCUGACAGCUACAUGAUCUUGGGCACCUGUGGUCAAGCUGUCACGACGGUCGGCAUUGGUAAGGCAAGCUUCAGCUCACAUCCGAGGAUCAUCUGGGCCGAUUCAUUGACAGCAGCUGGUGGCGAAUAUCGAUUGUGUUGGUGCUCCGGACUGCCGUCACCGCCAACGGAUGACUUCAACACAUCCAACACAUCCAUCGUGACAGCAGGCAGCAGCAUGACCGGAAACGCAUCCGUAUGUUCGGUAUCUUGGGACUUUGGCAUCGAUGCCGGCAAGCUUCUUGUGCUAGGACCGGCACCUCUUUUCCACAUGAGCACGUGUGCAGCAGGUCAGACAUGCGCCAUCAAUGUCGCUGGGACGGGACUAUCAUCUGCAGAUCUGCUUUUGGUGCAAGAUACGUGUGGCCAGCUGUUUGCAUCGACUCCUUUCGCAAGCCCAAGCAGCCUGCGCCUGUCAUCGUACAACAGCAGCAACAUCAACGUCUCCUUUGUGGAUGCAGCUCGAUCAGCAACUGCUGAUCUGGGCCGAAGUGUCAGGGCCGGGGAAUAUCGCCUAUGCUGGUGCCAGGGCACGUCGAACGUGUCGGACUGUCGUGUCGAACACUUUGACGUCGACUUCGGGGUGCUGCAGAUCUUCGGCCCAACCCUGCAGCAGGACCGUACCUGCGUGAGUUCGAUGGCCUGCCAGAUAAGCGGAAUCGAGGGCACCGGUUUGGGCAGCGGUGAUUCUUUGAUGUUGCUGGAGACCUGCUCUUCCGGAGCCAUGCUGGAUGGUCUUCCGGCAGUGCCCUCGUCAACUCUCUCCGGUUCGAGCUUCGACUGGACUGCCAACUUGACAGAGAUUGUCAUGAGCUCACCAGGUGGCCUGUACAGGCUGUGCUGGUGCAUGCGCGGAUAUCCGUGCGAUCUGAUCGAGCACUUCGUCGUCGACAUGGGCGCUCUACAUGUGAUCGGUCCUGCCCCGUUGACACAGCAUCGAACGUGCAGUAGCGGCCAGUCAUGCCUCUUGGAUGGCUUGGUACAGGUCGGUAGCGCGGAUGUAGCCAAGAUCUUGGUGCUAGAAACAUGUGGAACAUCCGCUCUCAUCAUGCCGCCUUCUGGACAUGCUAUGCCGUCCAGUAGCGACACGUUGGGCAGAGCGGAUGUCACUGGCCAAGUCCGUUUCGCUCCGGGUGGCUUGUACCGGCUGUGCUGGUGCGGCGAGCUGUUGCAGGAUGCAAAUGCCACAGGUAUUCUGGGCAAUGCGAGCGGGCAGUGUAAACUGGCGCAGAAUUUCGGGGUUGAUAUGGGUGGCUUAACGAUGCUGGGCCCGGCACCUCUGCAGCAAGACAGAACCUGUGUGGCAGGCGGAAGCUGUCUCCUUGAGGGCUUCCUGGGAACCGGCAUGGAAGCAGGUUCCUUGCUACUCCUGGAAACCUGUGGGGUUGCUGCUUCGGCAGACUUCGGAGCCUCAGGACGACCGGGUCAACCCACGGGCCCAACUGUGGCAGCUCUGCUGGCGUCGGGUGCCUCUUUCCGCUGGGAGGCACGGGUUCCUGCCGCCCCUUCGGGAGGAAGCUUCCGACUUUGUUGGUGUGCUGAGAAUCUGCCCCAAAACUUCACCAACUACACGAGCUGUGCCAUUUCGCCCGAUUUCACCGUGGACAUGGGAAUGUUGCAUGUCAUGGGUCCUCUUGCAGGGGCAACGCAGCAACAAUUCACCUGCGUCGGCGGCCAGCGCUGCACUUUAAGUCCUAUAAAGGGCCUGGAUCUGAUGCCUGGAGAUCAAGUCUUGGUGUUGGACACUUGUGGCGCUCAGGGCAUGCCAGCCGAUAUAUCAGGUACUUUCGUCGUCGGUGGUCUUCGUAAUUCUGUGCUGGUAUGGGAUGUUCAGGUGGCUCCCCUUCCCGGUGGGCAGUAUCGACUGUGUUGGUGUGGGAGCCAAAGCAUGUCCACAUCAAAUCGCACCUCCCAGCUACCGGCGGAUUGCAAGACAGAUGCUGGAGGGCUCAGUGUAUUAUCUCCCGCAUUGCAUCAGCAGCGAACGUGCGUCAGUGGACAGACUUGCUCCCUGGACGGAAUCACGGGUUACGCCCUAUCCCCGGACGAUGCAAUUAUGGCUUUGGACACAUGUGGAGCCCCCACAGGUGUCAUCAACAUGCUGGCGAAAGCAGCUGUUGUCUCACACAGUGGUGCCGCGGCUGGGUGGGAUGCAGCUUUGGUAACAGCCGCUGGUGGCAUCUACCGACUUUGUUGGUGCGCCGGCCUGCGCGGUGAGGAAGGCCACACCAACUCUUCGUCAUGCAGAACUCCAUCGGGCUUCACGGUUGAUUUUGGGGACCUGCAUCUUAUUGGACCCCAUCCGUUGCACGCCACUCGCACCUGCAUUUCUGGACUGCCAUGUGUGACAGCGGCUUUGGAAGGCUUUCACUUGUCCAUUCACGACCGCUUCGUGAUUCUGGACACUUGUGGUGAAAGCCUUGCCGCGGUUGGAGGCUAUGGAGAACUGCGUGGAGCUCAGGCAAGCAAUGCCACCCUGGCUGGUGGGACUAUCGCGUGGGACACAGGUGAUGUGAUGGGAGGCCAGUACCGAAUCUGUUGGUGCAGUCGAGAUUUCCAGUGUUCCUUGGCGGAGGAUUUCUCCGUCGACUCUGGGAGUUUAUUCAUGGUCGGCCCAGCUCCGCUCGGACAGCAUCGCACUUGUGUUGCUGGGUUCAGCUGUUCAGUGGAUGGUAUCACUGGCAUGGCCUUGAAUGCAGCAGACACUUACCUUUUGCGGGACAGCUGCCACAUAUCAGCUGCACCUCCCGAAGGGCUACCGGACGCGGGCCUGGCGAUGCGGACCGCAAGCGGGGCUGUGCAGUGGGGGGCGGCUGAGAAUCAUCUGACAGCACAGGGUGGGGUUUAUGCCCUGUGCUGGUGUGCAGCAGUUCUGGGGGCAUCCAACUCAUCCAACGCAUCAAUGUGCUCCCAGUCCUCUUCUUUUGUGCAGUUUGGUUCGCUGACAUUAAUCGGGCCUAGUCCGACAGAUCAAUCGAGAACUUGUUACAGCGGCCAGCAUUGUAUCCUCAGUGGUCUCGAUGGACUACAUGUUGCAGACACGAGUCAGGUGAGAAUACUCAGCAGCUGUGGAGGGGAGAAAAUCCCAGGAUGGCCUGAUGACUUCCAGCUGCUCUUGCCAUCCGAGAACUCAAGCGGCAGCAUGUCUGUUCACUGGGGCACAGUUUCAGCCGCUGGAGCAACCUACCGCCUCUGUUGGUGUUUCGACGAUUCCUGUGAUUCUCUGGGCUCUUGGAUUGAUUUCGGCACGCUGCAUCUGGCUGGUCCACAGCCUCUGCAGCAGCAUCGCACCUGUAUUACAGGACAGCUUUGUGGCUUAGCUGGCCUCACGGGCUACGCCCUUCCAGCUGCCAGCCAUGUGAUGGUCUUAGAAACCUGUGGUGCCGACACAAGGGGAUGGCGUGCUAGUGACGCAGUCGCGCUUCGGAAUGAUAGCAACAUCUCUUUCUCGCUGACACAGCCAGGAGGCAUAUACAGAAUGUGCUGGUGCUCCGCUGUGGACAGCCCCUGGUCAUCGAAUGCCAGCGCCACUUCCAGCGACUGCAGUCUGAGCAGUGAUUUCCGUGUUGACAUGGGAGAACUUCUGGUCAUCGGUGUGGCCCCGCUCGUGCAACAUCGCACAUGCAUCUCCGGACUGACCUGCUCGUUCCACGUCGAUGGACUCUGGCUUGCCACAGGAGAUGUAGUUUCCGUUUUCGACACUUGUGGCGCAGAGGCUUCCAAGUUCUCUGCAGAUCUGGUGGAUCUGUGGGGCAACAGCACCGGCAACAAGAGCUUGGACAGCAGGGCAGUCUCCGGGGCUACCCUGCGACCCGGCACGCUGCUGGCCUUGAGCGGUGGGCUGUACCGCUUGUGCUGGUGUCCAGGCUCCGUUCGCGAUUGCCUCGGCGGGCAGGAUUUCAAUGCAGAUUUUGGGGCACUUACCGUAAUUGGGCCAAGGCCGCUGAAGCAGAUGAGAACUUGUGUGGCGGGACAAGCGUGUGCGCUCGAUGGAAUCGAAGGGCAGGACUUGAGUCCAGAAUCCAGCUUCGCAGUUCUGGACACUUGUGGCACCGUCACCAGCGCACCAUUCCUGCCAAAUGUAAUCACGCACGACAGCAGCACUCUACCACUGAGCAGGUUUACGCUGCAAGACUUCUCAACGACACCGGUCAUUGCUGGUCAAUACAGUUUGUGCUGGUGCCCACGACCAGCCGCCAACACAUCCAUGGCUGACUUCAACCAAUCUACGCCGCCCUGCUUGCUUGAAGAUCACUCCGUGCCUGCAGGCAUCCUGCACAUCAUUGGGCCGUCUCCAUUGCAAGCCACUCGCACCUGCAUCAGUGGGCAAGCAUGUGCAAUUCACGGCUUGACGGGUGCCGGUGCCUAUCAUUUGACUCCCGGCGAUCAGCUUCUCUUGCUUGACACAUGUGGAGCUUCGGGAGCCUUGCUUCAGCGGUCAGUGAGGCAACCCAUGUCUGCACAGACGGCACUGGUUUUCAGCAGUGGGGUAAUCUUCUCCUGGCCCGAAAUGCAGUCAACUGCUGGUGGAAACUACCGAAUGUGUUGGUGUGCUGCUGGCUUUGCUUGCAGCACUGCUGAUCAUUUUCGCGUUGAUGUCGGGGAGCUGCUUAUCCUGGGUCCAACGCCGCUCCUGCAGGAUAGGACCUGCGUUAGCGGGCAUCGCUGCAAUGUAGAAGGUCUGCAAAUGUUUCCGGCUCCAAACCAAGGCAAUGCAUCUGUGAAUUCCUCGCUUCUCUCUGUCAUGGUAUUGGACACUUGCGGGACCUUCUCUCUACCAGCGCGGCUAGCACCAACGGGUGGUGCCGAUGGAAGCGACCUGCUUCUGAGUGAGCAUGUCAGUUCCGCAGGAGGCAUGCACAGGCUCUGCUGGUGCGGCAUGCCCCCAUGUGAGAAGGCUACUCACUUCAACGUCGAUGCUGGGCAUCUGCUGCUUCUAGGUCCGAGCCCAUUACAGCAGCAGAUGACCUGUGUCAGCGGCCAGAGUUGCGUCGUGCAACUCAGCUCCUCCACCAUGACGACAGUGGAGAUGUCCAUGCAUACAAGUGUGUAUCUAUAUGAUGUAUGCCCUGCUACCACACCGGUGAGCGCAGCUGCUCCAAUUGCAGGUCCGCUGCAGUCUGCUCCUGCAGUGCUAACAGCUGCAGGUGGAGUAUAUCGGAUGUGCUGGUGUAGCUCACUGGAUGGAACUACAUGUGCUCCCAGUGAUUACAUUGUGGAUGCCGGACAGCUGUUACUGAUCGGACCGUCGCCUCAUUCACAAACUCGAACUUGCAUUAGCGGCCUUGCUUGUCGGUUCCAUGACUUCGAUGGACUGUACCUGCAACCGGAGGAUCGCCUGCUGCUACUUGACACUUGUGGUCAGAACUCUUACAUCGGUGUAGCAGCCUUCCUCCAUCCUCCAGGAUCGCAGUCAAACGACACCAAUGCUACCGGACCUGUGAUAUCAGCUGUGUCAGCUGUGUCCUCUCUGCUGCACAUCACGGGGGCAGGCGGUGGGUACCGACUUUGUUGGUGCUCUUCCGGUUUUGAAUGCAAUCUGCCAGAAAACUUCCAGGUUGAUCUCGGGCAGCUGCACUUGCUGGCGCCCUCACUAUUUGGAAAGACUUGUUUGAGUGGACAAGUCUGCCAGCUUGAGGAGGUCUUCGAAGGCUUCAGCAGUGAUUCGAUGCUGGUGUUGGAGACAUGUGGACUUGCAAGUCCGGUUGAAGGCUUUGGAGACUCUGUUUGGAGCAGUGCAAACUCGGACAUGGUCAUUUCUGCGGCUGGGGGCAUUUAUCGAAUAUGUUGGUGUGCUGGCGGAAGCUUGGCCCCAAAUGCCCCGUGUCACAUUCCGGACUCUUUUGACACGGACCUGGGCUUUCUAAUGGUGAUCGGACCGUCCCCGUUGCAGUACCGGACCUGUGUCGCAGGCCAGGCCUGCAGGCUCAGCCCUCUGCUUGGCCAUUUCCCCCCUUUUUGGGGAGACUCCGAGGACUCCUCGGAGGGAGCGAUUGCCAUCCUUGAGACCUGCGCAGUGGCGAUCAGCCCAGGGCUUCGGGCGUUGAGCUCAGGCGGCUUCAAUGGAUCGCAGUCCCCGUUUGGAGGCGGAAAGCGCAGUGUCGUUGCCUGGGACACGGAGAAUGCUUAUAAUGCUUCGGAAGUGGCUCCGUGGCUCCAGGAAGGUGCUCUUUACAGGCUCUGCUGGUGCUUGGAUGGUUGCAGCCGUGUGGAGGACUACCGAACAGAUGUUGGUGGCCUGCUCGUGGUUGGCCCAAGUCCACUGCUUCAGCUUCGAACUUGCAUCAGUGGACACUCUUGUGCUUUCGAGGGUGUGACGGGACUAGGCCUUUCAUCUUCGUACUACAUCUCCCGAAUUCGGCUUUAUCAGGAUGGUGCGACAUCUCACGAUGUCCGCGUCUGGGAACUCUACCACUCGGAGUCUCCGAACGGUCCCUGGAUCAAGGCCUUCAAUGGAGCUGCAGCACCCGGUGUGGGUGAGCAGGAGUUUGGGGGCUGGUCGCCCUCAGCUAGCCCCUACUGGCGCUUGGUCGUGCUGCAGACCUACUCGGGCCAGGAGCCCCGACUACGUGAAGUCCAAUUUGUGGCUGAGGGCAAGAUCGUACGGCUAAGCUCCAGCCAGGUCGUCUCAGCCUCGGGACUUGUCCACUCUUCGGGAGGUGUCAGCUACCCUGCGAGCAAGCUGGUUGAUGGCAAGCUCGAAGACGACUCGCGUUGGAUUCCUGCCGGCCUGCCUGCAGCCUACAACAAGUGGGAGGUCGUGUUCGACGUCAGAGGUGGUGAUGCUUUCCUGGUGAUGGAAACCUGCGGCUCUGCUGCCCUAGUCGACGGCAUUCCUGGCGCAGGGUUUACAGAGGAAGUCACAUCAACAGGCGCCCGGGUGUCCUGGGGUGCUCUCACAGCGAUCACUGCACAGGGAGGCCGAUACCAACUUUGCUGGUGCGCGCGAGGCGGCGCCUGCUUGGAUCCAAUGGAGGAUUUCCGCCUGUCGAUCGGAAGUCUUUCCAUUGCGGGCCCGCACCUCAACGAAGCUACGUGUUCAAGUGGGCAGACAUGCACGAUAGAGGCGUUCAGGGGCCAGGAUCUUGUAGCAACGGACCUGCUCAUGAUCCUGGACACUUGUGGCAUAGAUGCAUCGAUGGGUGCGCUCAUGCGGAAGGUUUCCAGUCUCGGAACCAUUACAGUUGUGGAGUCCAGUGAUGCAUCCGCAGCGUUCAUGCGAACAACGCAGGCGUCCGUUGCAUUUGAUGGUGAACUUAUCUGGCCGGGUGGCAAGUAUCAGCUGUGUUGGUGCAGGCCUGUGUUAGCGUCAGGUGCGCAUUGCGAGUCACCUGCAGACUUUAAGACACCGGCUGGUAGCCUUCAUUUGUUUGGACCCUCUCCCAAUCGGCAGCAUCGAACGUGUGUCAGCGGACGCGCCUGCCCCGCACAAGCUGUUACAGGAUAUGGUGUGUUUGCUGACGAUCGAGUUUUGUUGUUGGAGUCUUGUGGAGUGCGCAGCGUCGUCGACCGCUUCUUUGCAGUGGACAGCUGGCAAUUGAGCCAGGCUUUGAGCAGCACAGUGAAUGAGACGUGGCUCUGGAAUGCGACGAUGCCGCCCGAACCAGAGACUCUAGAGACUCUAGAGAUGUUUGGUUGGGGAACCAUACCCAUCACCACUGCUGGGGGCAGGUACCGGAUGUGUUGGUGCUCGAGGCAUGCUCGAUGCUCAGAGCCUACCGAUUUCAGCUUGGAUUUCGGGGAACUUUUGGUGAUUGGUGCAGCUACCAGCCAUGGUUACACCUGCGUCUCUGGCCUUCCUUGUCAGAUAGACGGCCUUCAGGGAGAGAGCCUCGGUAUGAACCAGCAUCUUGCAGUCCUUGACACGUGCGGCGUUGGCAUGGACACGCUUGUCAUGACAGGGAUGUUUGACGGCUCCUCCUUUUCCUGGGGCUCCACGCCCAUCCUCCUUGCUGGUGGCACCUACCGCCUGUGUUGGUGCGCAUCCAGAGUCCCCGAGGAUUUCCCCAACUCCUCAAACUCAUCUGCUUCAAACACCUCUCUGGCCUCCUGUUCCGGCACUGGCGACUUCGCAUUGGAUGUAGGCAGCCUGAUGUUGCUUGGACCGUCGCCGCACUUUCAGCACUUGACUUGCACUUCAGGCCAGAAGUGCCAUGUUGACAUGCUCCAGGGAUUUGGUUUGACUGAGAUCGGCUAUGUGCGCGUGAUGGAGACGUGCGGCAUCCUUGCGGCAGGGGUGCAACGAAUGCCUGUGCAAGCCUCCGUCCUUCCCUCUACCGGCCGUUCCGCAAAAGCCAGCUGGGAUGCACCGACCUCCGCAGCUGGUGGUGCCUAUCGGCUUUGCUGGUACUCUGGCGCACGCAGCUUCAACCUUACCAACAUGACAGAUGAGCCCAGUGACCUUGCAUUCAAUGUGGACUUUGGCACUCUGAACCUUCUUGGUCCUGGACCUCUUCAGCAGGACAGGACGUGUGUGAGUGGACAGACUUGCAGGAUAGGUGGCGUUCAGGGUGCAGGAGCUGAGCUCGGCUCCUUCCUAGUGCAGGAUACGUGCGGGACUCUCGGCGUCCUGCCUCGCUUUACAAAUGCAGGCCUCAUGGACUCAGCAUCGGACGGGGAAGUUUCCUGGGGGGCAUCCAAAGUAACAGCAGCCGGGGGCUUGUAUCGCCUCUGUUGGGCAGCCUUCCAGUCAGAUAACUUCAGUCCAGCGAUGGAGUUCAACCGCACGUGGAACGGAAGCGACAACUUCACUCUUGUGCGGCUGGCAGACGCAGCAGAUAUCACCAAUGCGACCAACAACAUGACCAGAACCAUCAUACCGGACAGGAUAGUGGAUGUCGGCGAGUUCACCCUGAUUGGUCCUGCCCCCCUGGGUCAAGACUUCACUUGCAUUGCUGGCGACGCCUGUGACCUUCGCCCGAUCACAGGCUACCAUCUGCGUCCGAAUGAUGUCUUUGCGGUCCUCGAAACUUGCGGUGAGAUUUCCGCUGCCGCGGAAAGCACAACAACGGUGAGGUUUGAGAUUCCGAGUAGUGGUGUGUGGCGUGCACCUACAUUGCCUGCAGGUAUGUACCGGCUGUGCUGGUGUGCAGAGCUGGGUGCCGAAGCAUUUAAUGUCAGCGGACACAGCAACUUCAGCCGCAGUUCCUGCAUGCUGCAGCAGGAUUUCCAGGUGGAUAUGGGGCAUGUGUCUGUGCUGUCUCCAGAUCCCGCUGACCAGAAUUUGUCGGCUGAUGAUGUCUCCUUUGUUCCGAGCAACGACACUCAGGUACUGGUGGCCUCCAGCCCGUGGCCUGCACAGGCGCGCACUUGCAUCAGUGGACAGCCCUGCAGCUUUCUCCUGCUGGGCAUUCAGCCCUCUGAUCUCGUCCUGGCUCUCGACACGUGUGGACUGCCUUCUUUAAUUCCAAACUGGCCAGCUGGUGGCCUAAGCCUGCCUGUGCCCGGCACAGUCGGCGAGAAUGGAACAGUUCCUGCCAAUGGCAGCAGCAUUCCGAUCAGCCAGAGAUUGUCAUGGGGAGGCGAGCCCGUGACCGCGGUCGGAGGUGAGUACAGGCUAUGUUGGUGCAGCGCGAGCUCCAUGUCUUGCGACACCUUCGCCGACUUCGUUGUUGACUUGGGAAGCCUGCACCUCUUAGGGCCCCAUCCGCAUGCGAUGACUUGCGUCAGUGGUCGUGCCUGCCAGUCCUCCAUUCAAGGCCACAUGAUCUCGACCAACGACAGCAUCUGGGUGCUGGAGACAUGUGGAGUACAAGGACAAAAGUUUGAGUUCGCAAUGCAAAGCACGAUCUCGCAGCCUGAAGUCAGCACGAGCACGGUGCAGAUGGCGAUCUCGCGUCUGGUCGGCAUUGGGAAGCAUUACAAGCUCUGUUGGUGUGCCUCUGGCUGCCCAUGUGCAGACGGUCGCGACUUCAUUGUGGAAGCAGGUGAUCUUGUACUACAGGGCCCAUUCAAUCAGCAGGACAGGACUUGUAUCAGUGGCCGAACGUGUGUUGUCGAAGGCAUUCAGGGUCAAGACCUCUCUGACCUGGACCAUUAUCUGAUCCAAGACACAUGUGGUGCCGAUCAGGUUGUAGAGUCUUUGGUGAACAUGGGCUCGCAUGUUGAGGUGACGUCGAGCGGCGCUGUGGUUCAUUGGGGAGUAACGCCACACACAGUCGGCGGGGGCAUGUUCCAGCUUUGUUGGUGCACGAACCGGCCGAUCCACGGCAACAUCUCUGUUGAAAAUCUGUGCAGAACCUCAGUGUCCUUUGUGUCCACAGUCGGCAGUUUGUCUUUGCGUGGUCCCUCACCUCUUUCCCAAGACCGAACCUGCAUCAGUGGAAAGAGUUGCAAGGUCACCGGGCUGGAAGGGCAUCUCUUUGCUUUCGGUGAAGACCGAGUUAUGGUGCUGGACACGUGUGCAACAUUGGGGUCUGCCGGCUAUGCUGUGCAGGCACAUGUUGAACUCGGUGGUGUCUUGAAAUUCCAGCCAGAGGUGCUGCUAUACGGCGGGAUCUACCGCCUGUGUUGGUGUGGAAGGGUGUCAGGCAUUAUUGAUUCAGGGCCGAACGAAAGCUGGGCUACCACAGAGGAUGGCCUGAAUGUCAGCGGCUGCCAGUUGCCGGAGGAGUACCCAACAGACUUCGGCGAACUACAUGUCGUCGGGCCCAGACCUGCGGAGUCAGCUCUGACAUGUGUAGCCGGGCAAAUUUGCAAUGUGCGGCACACGGAUGGACACCUGUUAAGUUCGCAAAGUCCUGGCAGCGUGCUGAUUCUGGAUACUUGUGGAGUGCCAAUGCAAUCACCUACCGCGCGCAAUGUACUAACGAAUUUCACAGAGUCUCCGGCUGCGCAUACUCUUGUGAACAUUCCGGUUUACGGUGGAUUGUACAGACUCUGCUGGUGCCAUGUUGGCUGCUCUUCUGAGUCGGCUUAUGCGAUUGAUGUCGGACAAGUGUGGCUACUGGGACCCAGUGCAGCAGAUCAACAUCGCACGUGCGUCAGCGGCAGGAUGUGUCGUGUCCGAAACAUCUUGGGUGUCGGCCUUUCCAGUGCAGACAGAGCCAUGUUAAUGGACACCUGCGGAUCUCCGACAUAUGUUUCUGGGGUCGUCAGCGCGGGCAUGUCUAACAUGUUUGCAAACGCGACAUCGUUCGUCUGGAAAGUCGUCACGGCACAUGGUGGACAGUACAAGCUCUGCUGGUGCACGCAGAGUGAAGCAGUUGCUCUGGCAAGAUCCCCUGUCUCUCCAUCCUUUGUAACGGUUCCAAACUGCAGUGAUUCCAGUCGUUUCGGGCAAGAGUUUGGAAGGCUAUACCUACUUGGGCCAUCUCAUCCAGAUCAGUCCUUCACUUGCGUCAGUGGGCAGACCUGUCAGAUUAGGAGCCUCCACGAUCCACAUGCAUCCGUUCAAGAUUCUCUGCUUUUGCUAGAUACCUGUGGAUCUUCAGACGGUUACGUUCCAAGAUCUACCAUGCAGCCUGCAUCUACGACUCAGAGAGAUGGAGAACUCGUUUUCGAAUGGAAUGGUGUGCAAACUAUGCAAGGAGGCCAAUACAGACUGUGCUGGUGUACAACCAGGUCUGAAGAUGGUGUGAAUGCUUCUGCUCUACAUCUUUGUGAGCAGCCCGAACACUUCCUGGUAGACUAUGGGCAGCUGUACAUCGUGGGCCCUUCGCUGAAUCAAAUCCGAACUUGUGUGGCCGGUUGGCCAUGUCACCACAGAGGCAUCGCAGGCACGGACUUGCAGGCAGGAGAUAUGUAUCUCAUUUUGGACACUUGUGGAGCCGCCAGCCUGGUUCCUGAGUCGCCAAGCGGUUUCCUUGAAUCCUCCGGGAAUCAGGGUACUGAUGUCGCCUUCCUUUCACCCGUCUCAGCCAGUGGAGGAAGCUACAGAAUUUGUUGGUGUGGCCAUGGCUUUCCAUGCGGCUCAUUCAAAGAGUUCAGCGUGGACCUAGGUGAGAUGGUGCUGCAAGGUCCCAGCGCACCUGACCAGUCCUUCACAUGCAUCCGGGGACAACGCUGCAGAGUGUCUCACAUACAAGGUGUGUUGUCAACGAACGCUGAGUUCCUUAUUCUGGAGACAUGUGCCGUGACGGGAAGAGGGACUGCGACUAGCGCUUUGCCUGUCAACGGCUCCCAGGGAAGCUCAGUUUUGUGGGACAUGGAACUGACCGUGCCUGGCGGUGAGUACCGCUUAUGUUGGUGUGCAGACGGCGUGCCCAGGGAACGUGCUGUGGAAAAUCAGACCCUGACUCCAUCUGAGUGGGCGAUGCUUGCCAGCAAUGCCAGUUCUCCUUUCAAUGUCAGUUUCUUCAGCCGGAGUCCAUGCCCCCAGCCUUCACAGAGGGUAGAUGUCGGGAGCUUGCACCUCGUUGGCCCUUCGGCAGACCAGAGCUUCACGUGCAUCAGUGGCCAGCGUUGUGUGAUCGACUCCGUACUUGGGCUGGGCCUCAGCAGCAACGAUUCUUAUCUGCUCCUGGCUACUUGUGGCAUUCCCAGCAUUACCCAGCGAUUCACAGGAAGUGGACAUGCGGUUGAUAUUGCCACAGGUGGUACUACGGUUAGUUGGGGAGUGGUUCCCUUGACAGCUGCAGGGGGUGCGUAUCGACUGUGCUGGUGUGCACCAGAACCUCUUAAUGUAUCAGACCCCUGUGCAUCAGCCAUGGACUACACGGCAGAUGCAGGGACUUUGUUCGUCAUUGGUGCAUCACCUUUAAGCCAGGACAGAACCUGUGUAAGUGGAUGGCCUUGCGUCAUCGAAGGCAUAGGCGGCACAGGCCUCACCGAAAGGGAUGCACUAGCUGUGCUCGAAACUUGUGGCCAAGCGGAGGCUCCAGUGGUUUCCGAUGGCUCCGAAGCAAGACUGGCUGUGGCUCUUUCGCCUGUGCGAGGUCUUUGGCAGUGGAUGGAUGGUGAAAGUGUAGCCGUCGGCGGCAGCUACCGCUUGUGCUGGUGUUCGGGCGCAGGGAGAAAUUCCAGCUUUGAGUCGAACUCGUCUUGCGUACUACACACAGAUUUUCGUGUUGACAUCGGCGCGCUCACGGUACUGGGGCCAGCACCUUUGCAGCAGGCCUUCACAUGUGUCAGUGGGCAUUCCUGCAGCACAGAUGCAAUGACCGGUGUGGGGCUCAGCCAGGAUGCGAUAAUGAUUCUGGACACUUGUGGUUCAGAAGGGGAUGUGCAGUUGAACGUAGAGCUGAAAUUGGAUGCUGUCAGUAUCGCCAGGCUUACCAUGCAGGGCGGGCAAUACAACCUGUGUUGGUGCCCCCAAGCCCCACAAGGAGCCAAUGCUUCCAACGGGACAGAAAGUUUGGCAAGCCUGACAUGGAAUGCAACUGUGCAGCCCUGCCAGAACUCCAGAGAUUUCACAGUUGCUUUCGGUCAUAUGCAGAUCAUAGGCCCGCAUCCUAUGGCACAGGAUCGCACCUGCGUCAGCGGGCAGACAUGCCGAAUAGAAAGCAUGCAGGGCUUGCACCUAUCAGAAAGAGACAGCUGGUUCGUGUUGGAAACAUGCGGUAGCAUCACGCCUGUGGCCGGCUUUCCCAUGGUGGCUUCUGUCCAACAGUUCGAGGCGGACAACUUAACAAGCCCUUCCAGUAUGGUGGUUACAUGGCACACCAGCCUUACUAAUGCAGGUGGCACGUACCGCUUGUGUUGGUGUGGCUGGAGCGGUGAGAAUUCAAGCUUGAGCAGCUGCCUUUCAGAGCAGGUCGAUGCCGGCAAGCUGGAGGUGCUCGGACCGAAUGGUUUGGGUCACUGGGCUCCAACGCAACGGGGUCACUGUGGAAAGCGGCCACUGCAACCUGCUCCUCGGGCAGGGUCUGCAUACCUGAACCUCACCAUGGAUGCUUGCCGUGCCACAUGUGAUGCCCAAUACCCAGACACCUGCAUCGUUGCACUGUUUGCAGAUCGUGGUUCGGAUGUCGGCCUCUGCAGCAUUAUGCUGGAAUGCACGGUCCUGGCAGACUCCAGCGAGGACACGCUACUCCUUUUCCCUGACAAAGCGCGACCGGACAUCAAGCAGUCUCGGACCUGCGUCAGCGGCCAACCCUGCAUGAUCAAGGGCCUGCUUGGGCAUGGGUUGUUGGACACUGACAGCUACAUGCUCAUGGACACAUGCGGUCUGGCUGAUUCCUUGAUUGAAAGGGUCGGCGACACUAGUUUGACGGUCUCUGUGUUGGCUCCCAACAGCACCGUCCUUCCUGGAAGCCCCUUGAGUGCUGCUGGAGGCACAUACCGGCUUUGCUGGUGCAGUGGCCUUAGCACUUGCAGCGUGUCUGAGUCCUUCCGAACAGAUGCUGGGGGUCUUGUCCUCCUGGGUCCGACACCUCUUCAACAGCAUCGAACUUGUGUUGCAGGAAGGAGGUGCGUCGUGGAUGGUGUGCUUGGCCAAGACUUGGCUGAUGGAGACAAGCUCUGGAUUCUGGAUACGUGUGGCACGGCAUCAAAGGGUCCGAGUGGUUUCCUUUAUUCGGACUCUGCAAACUCGUGGCUCGCAGGCCCGGCACAGGCAAGUGGUGCCGUUUUCUCUUGGGAGGACCUGCCCGGCAGCCUUCCUGGUGGAGAGUACAGGUUGUGCUGGUGCAGUGUCACGCAAGCUUGUUCGAAUAGCCAUGAGUACAUCGUGGACAUAGGCACCAUCACUUUGCAGGGCCCAUGGUAUUCAGCAGCUUCGGUGCAGAAGCGAACCUGCGUGGCUGGCUUGUCAUGCAUCAUUGACGGUCUGGAAGGACAACUUCAUGGGCUCGCUAUGAUCUUGGACACAUGCGGCAGUGCCCAAGCAUUCCCAUCGAACUCUCCGGUGGCAGCGAGCGACUGCAGCGGACAGAUGCGGUGGGAAGUGCUGACUCUGCAGGGUGGAACUUAUCAACUCUGUUGGUGCACUUCCGACAACGAAGGUGCAAAUGAAAGUAACCGAUCCUCACAUUGCCGGUCUAGCUUGGACUUCUCAGUGCCUUUCGGAGCUCUUACAGUUCUGGGCCCAGAGGCCGGUCAAGCAUUCACCUGCAUAAGUGGGCAGGUCUGCAGAUUCGAUGGCAUCAAAGGCCAGGGCCUGGUUGCGGAGGACGUGUUCCUGGUGCUGGAGACAUGUGGGACAGCAUCUCCCGUUGGGUUUGGGCCUGGAUUAACAGUUCCGUCAUGGACGCCUGAGGGCAACCAGUCCUGGAUCUCGGCUGAUUGGAGCUGGGCACAGCAGAAUGAGAAUCUGUCCUUCAGCAGCAACGGAAGUGUGUCGUGCUCCGUCAUGCCCGGCACCAAGGGCUGCCGCACUACUGAGCCUGUCAUCGGUAUCACCUGGAGCCAAGCUGUGACUGCCCCGGCGGGAACGUACCAGCUGUGUUGGUGUUCGGCCGUGGAUGUGUACGCGUGCACGGCAGCUGAGAGGUUCGUUGUCCCGAGUGGCCAGGUCGUGCUGCGAGGUCCGCAUGCAUACCAAGAUCGCACAUGCGUUGCUGGCCAGACCUGUUCCUUAGACAGCAUUCGUGGAACCCAUCUACAUGCAGGUGAUGCCUUCAUGAUUCUCGAGACCUGUGGGACUUCGUUUCUGCCAGGAGGCAUUCCACUUCUAGGGGAAAUCUACCCAAAUGGUACUGACCCUGCGAGCUUGGAACAAGGAGCUUACAAUUAUUCGCUGCCUGAUUCGUACCGUGUCUCCUGGGGACCCACUCCCUUUACAAGCGGUGGAGGCGUGCACAGGCUGUGCUGGUGCCCGGCAGGCGACCACUGCGCAGAGGGCGGUGGACAGCACUUUGUGAUUGAUGUUGGAGCACUACAUGUAGUUGGACCCACUGCCAACUUCAACGAGUACGACAGAUGGCUGCGUGGCAGCUGUGCAGUUAGUCAGCAGAUUAGCCUUCAUGGCGAGGCUACCAAGGCGCAGUGCUUUGAGCUUGGCAGGUAUGCUCCUUCCACAGUAACUGCAGCUCAGUUCUACAGCUUCGGCAACUCCUCCAACUGUGCCCUUCUCCGGACGUGUGAAGAUUUUGUCUCUACAGACGGGUCGAACUCUGAGGUGCUAUUUCUCCAUUCCGAGGCGGCUCAAGAUCGAACUUGUGUGAGUGGCCUCUCAUGCAGCAUCGAGGGCAUCACGGGGCUGGGCUUGUCUGCGCAUGACUCCUUCAUGGUCUUGGACACCUGUGGGUCGACAUCGCUUGUGAGCGGUGUACCACAAAGCACAGUUGUGGCGACUGGCACUGCCGUGAUGACCAUCAACGGCACGAACAACACGGAUCGACGGCCUGCCAGUGAGCAGAGUUUGCGAGUCACGUGGAGUACCGUCACACCUGCGGGUGGAAGGUAUCGGUUGUGCUGGUGUGCAUCUGGCUUCUCCUGUCCUUCAGCAGACCAGCACCGAGUAGAUGUGGGCUCUAUUUCCUUCGUUGGGCCCUCGUUUGGGCAGGACCGCACUUGUGUGUCUGGGCAGACAUGCUUCAUCGACGGCUUGGAGCUGGAGUCAGCAACAAAUGCAGAUAGCUUCAUGGUUAUGGACACUUGUGCACUCCCGGAUGCGGUGGUACGUGGUUGGCCGGCUGCUGCGGUUGCCUCAAAAGUUGCGGCAAGCGGCACAUCUGCGUACUGGGGAGAUAGUGUUGUCCUUGGCACAGGUGGCAAGUUUCGAAUUUGCUGGUGUGGUGAUGGCGUUUGUAACUCGGUUCUGCGCUACAGUGUCGAUGUUGGCAGUUUGUCGCUGAUCGGCCCAGCUCCCUUGCAAUAUGCACGCACGUGCAUGAGUGGGAGGCUCUGCAGCUUCGACGGGAUCGCAGGUGAAGGGCUGCAGGUGGGCGACGCAUGGCAAGUAUCCAGCAGUUGUGGAGGCACUUCGGUGUUAUCCGGCCUGCCUCUCACUGGCUACACUCUCAGUGUUAGUUCUGGCAGCGUAAGUUGGGGUGGAAUCAGGAUGUCCAGUGCGGGCGGGCAGUAUAAGCUGUGUUGGUGUUCGGCCUCAUUCCCCUGUGCUCUGGAGGACUUCCGCCUGGAAGUGGGAACUUUGGAUGUAAUAGGCCCCUCUCCAUUGUCGCAGCACCGCACAUGCAUUAGCGGGACGACAUGCCUAAGCGUUGGCCUGACGGGCCACUUCAUGGAUUCGACGUCUUACUUUGCCAUUCUGGCAACAUGUGGCAUCGCCCAAGCAAGGAGCGUCAACAACGAAAUCGAGGUCGUUCGGUGGGGGCGCAGCAUGCUGACGGCACCAGGUGGCCAAUAUCGACUGUGCUGGUGCAUGCCGAGCCUGGAAGGCAUGUGGAAUUUUUCCAUCAAUACCACGGAGGACUGCAGGCAAUGGGAGCAGUUUCAGACAGAUGCCGGGACUCUUCAAGUCAUCGGUCCGGCCCCAUGGGACCAGCGCCAGACGUGCAUCAGUGGCCAGUCCUGCAAGGUGGAGGUGGGGGGUGUGACCGGAAUGCUGAGUUCCAGAGUGCUUCUCUUGGAAACUUGCGGGCUGGGUAUGCAGCUUCCGGGCACUUACUUCGGACCAGCGCAAGCUCUUGCUGGGCAGCAAAAUGUCUCUGACAUGGCCAUGUACAACACAGAGCCUCUAAGGCUCGCCGGAGGCACCUAUCGCCUUUGCUGGUGUGCUGGAUUGGACCCUUUCGAGAACAGCACCGAGGGUUGCUAUGACUCUGCGCACUUUCAAACAGACUUCGGCUCCAUUGAGAUCGUGGGGCCUCGGCCUUUGGCGCAACACCGCACUUGCGUGAGUGGGCUGACAUGCCAGAUCGAUGGCAUUCAAGGACGGAUGCAGGAUGGAUGGCUGGCUGGCCAGCCGGCUGGCUGGGUGGGUAGGUGGGUGGAUGGUCUUCAUCUCAACCAAGACCGCUUGCCGGACAUAUCCGGGCUUCGUCUAAAGCAGGAUGGAUCUGUUCUGUUUGAUAUUACGCGGGCCAAAGUUCAAGUGAGCUUUGCCACAUCUGUAGGGCCCUUUGUGGAUUUGAGUUUCUUCGAUCUGGAGACUGGGACGUCAGACUGGCAGGAAGUCUUCUUCAAUGAAACGACGGCUCCCUUCUUCAGGCUUUUGGUGCUUGAAACUACCUCCGGUUGGCAGCCGAAGCCUCGAGAAGUGCAGUGGCUGAGCCAGAUGGUCUGGGUGGAGCGCAUUCCGUCGGAUUGGGUGUUCUCUGCAUCCGGCGUCUCAUGGAAAACAUCUGGCUCCAACCCACAAACACUCGGCCCCGAUAAGCUCAUCGACCAGAACAGUGACCUGCUCACCUCUAGGUGGGAAAGUGUUGGCUUCCCUCGUUGGCACAACAUGUGGUGGGUGACCUUUGAUUUCCGUUCUGGCGACAGGGCACUCAUUCUGGACACUUGUGGGAGUGCUGGAGUAACAGCUAAGUUGCCAGAGGCAGGCAUGGUCAAGGGUGUGUCAGGCAGCGGGGCAACCAUAGUCUGGAACAGCGCGCCGAUCUCGGCUUCAGGGGGCUUGUACAAGAUUUGCUGGUGCGCCGCCUACCAGAACUGUGAUGCAGCAGAGCACUUUCGCAUUCCGAUCGGUGAGCUGAGACUGAUCGGUCCACACACCGGGCAGUCCAGGACCUGUGUCAGCGGCCGUGGCUGUCGAUUGGAGGGCUUGACUGGAAGCUUUGUCUCGCAGGACAGCAUGCUUGCUGUUCUGGAUACAUGCGCCGAAGUGGGAGUUUUGGCAGGUGGUGCCAGAAAGCCACGGCUUGCGGCUUCCAGUACACUGGGUUCGAGUGGCUCAGUGGCAGAUUUUGGGUUGCUGGUGGCAUCCGGCCUUUUCCGCCUGUGCUGGUGCCCGAUGGUUGGUUUGCAGGACAUCGGCAACGUGACGUAUUCCUUGGCCUCCAACCAUACCGGCAAUCAGUCAGUGGUGCUGGACUGCUUCCACCUUGAUGUUGGAGAACUUCAUGUGCUCGGACCAGUGCCGCUCGAUCACGGACAGACUUGUGUCAGUGGUAUGGAAUGCGUCUUAGAAGGCUUUGACGGCAAGGGGCUGGAAUCAGACCGUCUUUUCGUUAUGGAGACCUGUGGCCAGGAGUGGGUGCAAGGCACAGCAGCAGCCGCCCCUGUGCAGGCAAGUGGAGCCUUCGUCAGAGUUGCCUACCGGCCCCUCGAAUCAAUGGGUGGCCAGUAUCGUUUGUGUUGGUGUUCGGUCACAACACCAGGCAAUGACAGCUUCGUGUACACCAACACCACGCUGGAGAGCACGUUUGGAUGCAAUCCUGCCACUCGUGAUGCUUUCUUAACGGAUGUCGGGCUUCUGACUGUGCUCGGUCCGUCGCCUUUAGUACAGCAUUGGACUUGUGCUUCAGGUCAAACAUGCCAGAUCGACAAUGUCGCGGGGGUUGGCCUGUCGGAUUCUGACAAUAUCAUUGCCCUGCAAACUUGUGGACAUGCAGCACUCGUACCCCGAUUUCCGCUGUCCGGCCAAGCAGACACGUUCUGGACUCGUGGAUCUCAACCUGCAUGGACCGUCCCAGUCAGUGCGGCCGGUGGUACGUACAGGCUCUGCUGGAGUGCUGGGAUGUCGCAUGUGAAUGCUUCCGCGACGGCAAUCUCUCUAGACCAUGCUGUUGAUUUUGGCACGCUGUUUUUGCGUGGUCCGGCCCCACUCAACCAAGAAGUCACAUGUAUCUCGGGGCAGAGCUGCAGCAUAAAUGGCUUGACGGGUGUCGACUGGACAAAAUCCUCGGACAGGGUCGCGAUCCUCAACACCUGUGGUACAGCAUCGACUGUGCAGCGAUGGGGUGGUGGAGGCAUCUCUGCACUCUUCGCAGGCUUUGAUCGCAGUGCAUCCUUAUUCUGGGAUGAUGCCACCAUCUCUGCUGUGGGUGGCGAAUACAGACUCUGCUGGUGUGGCGAUUCUUCGACCAGGCUCAACGAGUCUGACAGCACAGCGUGGAACAACACAUCCUUCUGGCUCCACAACCAGUCCAACGUCUCAGGUGAUGGUGUUUGUGCCUACCCAGAAAACUACCGAGUGGACUUUGGAAGCUUUACCCUGCUUGGCCCUUCUGACACGGACAUUUCACGAACCUGUGUUGCCGGCCAAUCCUGCAAGAUUCUGGGCAUUCAUGGACUUGGACUGUCACUGUUUGACAGCAUGUUGGUGCUCGACACAUGCGCAGCCUCAAGCACACCUGCCGGCUUCAAUCCGGGCUCGAAUGAAACGCACAUGACGUUGAGCGUCAGCUCAAGCAACCUGGCAGCUGCGUCAGUCACAUGGUCGUUCCCUUUGCAGGUCUUGGGUGGUGAAUACAGACUUUGCUGGUGCGCAGCAAACGCUAUCUGCAGCAGGUCAGAGGACUUCCGUCUUGAUCUGGGUGCCCUCCAUGUUCUUGGACCGAGUCCUCACGCACAAGAUCGCACGUGCAUCAGUGGACAGACCUGCUUGUUGGAUGGCAUUGCGGGCUGGCUCAUGUCUGCAAGCGAUAGGGUGAUGAUCUUGGAAAGCUGUGGUGGAGAGAUGCUGUCACCUCCAACAGGCUUAGAGUCCUGGGACAUGGUGCAGCAUUCAGGUGGUGGGGUGGUAUGGGCCACUUUGACAAGCGACACCAACACGUCAUGGCGGGCGCUGUUCCUCAAUGUGCCAGCAGGCCAGUACAGACUGUGCUGGUGCUCCGGCAGUCUGAGCCAGGGAAGCCAGGGCAGAAGCUGUGCCGACAGCAGUUUGCCCGGCCUCGACUUCGGGGCCUUGAAUGUCCUCGCACCAAUCAGCUCUGUGGCCAGCACUUGUGUCAGUGGUCAGGCUUGUGUGGUGAAGAGCUUCCAGAUUGCAGAGUGGCAAAGCAGCUUUGCGGGCGGCGGCGGCCUCCUUCUGUCAGACACAUGCGGAAUGUCUGCUUCUCAGCAUUUCUUGUCGGAAGAAGCAGUGUCCAACCUGACCAUUGCAGUUUCUCGACGGGUGUCCAGCACGGGCAUCAGCACGUUGGGUGGCGGUACAUACCGUCUUUGCUGGUGCUCACCGGAAGCGACGCUGGGUUCCUGCGACGUGCCUGAACAUUUCCGUGUCGAGGUCGGGGCAUUGGACUUGCUGGGUCCAGCGCCUCUUCGGCAAGACCAGACAUGUGUUUUUGGAGUUACAUGCCCGAUCACCAUGUCACAAUUUGGUGGCUUGGAUUCCCAAAUUCUGAUCUUGGAGACUUGCGGCUUAGCGGUGCCAAGUGUCAUGCCCUUCACAGGGAACGCUUCGAGCACUUCACGAGGCAGUCAGCUUACGUUUGCUCCCUUGCGGGCGGGGCUCUUCCGGCUUUGCUGGUGCUCAAAAACCCUGCCUUGUGACUUUGAGGAAGACUUCCGGGUGGAUUUCGGACAGCUGUACCUUCGAGGCCCUGUACCGCUGGAGCAGCACAGGACAUGCAUUAGUGGACAUCGAUGCAUCGUGGAAAGGUUUGAAGGCCUUGGAAUAGAGAAUCUAGCUGCUCAGCUCAUGGUGCUGGAUACUUGCUCAGCGACUGGCUUGACAACAUCAGGUCUGCCGGUCAGGAGCUGGCCUCUGUCAGCCACAGUGCAAAGCCUCGCAGCCGCACCACUCCUGGCGCCCGCUGGACGCUACAGCUUGUGCUGGUGCGCAGCCGAGAGUGACACUGCAAAUCAGACUUGCCAGAACCUUCAGCAUUUUGGCAUGCGAAUUGGCCAGUUGAGCGUACUCGGGCCGCUGCCUUUGCAGCAAGACUUCACUUGCAUUGCUGGUGUGACCUGCGAUUUCAGCCACUUUCAGCACACGGCGAAGAUGGGGAGACUGCUGAUUCUAGAAACCUGUGGGACGGCCGGCCUUCCAAGCGCGAUGGGCCUGGGCCCCGGCAUCGAGCUAAGCCUUGCCUCGCAGAGGCAGGCCACGGCCACGUUGAUGGCAGCAGGGGGCCUCUACAGGAUUUGCUGGUGCGGUCUAUUGGAAACCAAUGCGUCCUCCUGUGAAGAUGGCUCGGAUUUCAAAGUAGACACCGGCACUUUGACCCUGGUCGGGCCAACCCUCGGUCAAGCUUGGACUUGCAUCAGCGGCAUGACGUGCCUUUUGGAUGACAUCGGCGGCAACCACUUGUCCAUCUAUGAUCAUUUCCUGGUCUUGCAUACCUGCGGGGUGCAAGAUGUUGCAAGCCGAUUUCCACACGAGGGCAGCGUUCUCCACAUCUCCGGACAAUGUGGAUGCACGUCCUCACUUUGCAGUGCCUAUCCACCCGGCACCAACGAGUCUCUUUGUGCGACCUGUGGCGAUUUUUGUCCCAUGGAUUUGAAGACACAUCCUGGCUGGUGCGGCUGUGGCACGCCCGACAUUGACUCUGACGGUGACGGAACACCGGACUGCCUUGACCAGUGCCCGCACAACCCGGGCAAGACCGGGAGAGGUAUCUGUGGCUGCGGCGCUCUCGAUUUGGACAGUGACGGCGACGGCGUGCCAGACUGCAACGACCAGUGCCCUGGGCCAGACUUUGUUGGGGGCACUUGUUGUACUGCAGCCGACUCGGACGCGGAUGGAGUACUUGACUGUUUGGACCAGUGCCCAAUGGAUGCCAGCAAAACCCUGGCAGGAAUCUGUGGAUGCCAUGUGUCAGAUGUAGACACCGACCUAGAUGGCGUGGCGGAUUGCCUGGAUUUGUGUCCCAACGAUCCCGGCAAGGCCUUCCCUGGCAUCUGCGGAUGCGGCAACUCUGAGGUCGAUGAGGAUGGCGACUCCGUUCCAGAUUGUAUCGACCUUUGUCCGAAGAGCGACGAUUUCGCUUUCCAAGGAGUCCGCGCCAGCUUCGGACAGGUGCCCGUCUCUGCUGCGGGAGGAAGCUAUCGCCUCUGCUGGUGCUACUCCACAGCGAACUGUGGUUCUCGUGCAGACUUUGUCGUAGAUGUUGGCUCCCUGCGGCUACUGGGUGUUGAAGAUAUACGCAGUAGGCGAACUUGCGUCAGCGGUCAAAGUUGCUUCAUUCGCCGGUUGAUUGAUACCAGCAGUUCCGUGAUUCCCCAUCAUCCUUAUGUGGCCAACUUCUCGGCAACCCCAAUGCUGAUUCUGGAGACGUGCGGGGUCUUUGCACCCGCAAGCAACUCAUCACGAGGCACCUCUGAGAUUCUUUCUCCCCAAGUAGCGUUGGAUGCGGGGCGCUCGAUAGGUUGGCUUGCUGGCCAAUUGACGUCAGCAGGUGGAUUCUAUCGACUUUGCUGGUGCGCAACACAUGGCAGCUGCAGCCUCAUGCCAGACUUUGAAACGGACGUCGGCGAACUGAUGCUGAUUGGGCCUUUCCCUUUGUCUCAACAGAUGACUUGUAUCGCUGGCCUGACUUGUCGAGUUGAAGGUGUGCAGGGGCUGGGCGUCCAGCAAACGGAUCUGAUUCGAGUCUUGGAUACGUGUGGGAUGACAAGUGAGGCCUUGAGUGCCCCCACGUUCAACACAAGCCUCGAGACUAAUUUGGAUGCUGUUAGUGCAGCUAACACACAGACCUUUGCAGGAGGCUCCUAUCGCCUUUGCUGGUGUGCAACAGGAUUUUCGUGCAGCCUCCACGGCGACUUCCAGGUGGACUUCGGGGUGUUCUCACAUGUGGGUCCAGCUCCACUCUUCGAGCAGGACCGGACAUGUGUGACGGGACAAGUCUGUGCCGUUGAACGCAUUGCAGGGCACCUUUUGUCGCCGGAUGACUCUUUCUGGAUUCUUGAGACUUGCGGGGUCCAAGCACCCUCAAGAUUGGCUGGGCAAGGGAGGGCAUCCUUUCAGAAUGCUUCCAUGCUCAUCAGCUGGGGGGAAUCUGCGCACACAUCAGUUGGUGGACAGUAUCGGCUUUGCUGGUGCUCAAGAUAUGCCGAGUGCGACGUGGCCCAGAAUUUUGGGGUCGAUGUAGGUGGCCUACUACUGAUCGGCCCAAUUCCACAGGACAGAACAUGCAUCAGUGGCCAGACAUGUUUCAUGAAAGCUUUGCCCGGUUAUCAUCUUCAGGCAGACGAUCGCUUUCUGGUUUUGGACACAUGCGGAACGCCUUCUCCGGUCUUGGGCUUCCCUGCGAUGCAAUCUCAACUUCUCUUGAACUCCACAGCGGUGGCAGGCUUCGUUGCAGGUAGCGUGCUGGAGUUUGUAACUUCUGCCGGCGGCACAUACCAGCUCUGCUGGUGUGCUGCAUCUACCUUCCCGUGCAAGCUGGCAGAAUCCUUCCGGGUCAGCGCCGGCUCAGUGACCCUCGUUGGCCCUAGCACAGAUAUGCAAUUUGGGGCUGCGAAGCUGCGCAUUUGUGUGUCCGGGACUGCUUGUUCCCUUCAAGGCCUUCCUGGGCAAAACUUGCAAGUUGACGACCGGCUCAUGCUUUUGGAAACAUGCGGCUUGCAAGGUCCCAGCCAGGGGACAGUCCCCAUGCCGAGCUUGCACGGGAAGAAUGGCACUGGCCCAGCUUUGCCAGUCAAUGUGACGGUUUAUUCUGCCUCUGGCGGGACAUAUCGACUGUGCUGGUGCAGUUCCGGUUAUGACUGCAAUAGCGCAUCGGAUUUUAGGGUGGACAUCGGCGAGCUCGACAUGGUUGGGCCUUCAAGCACGGUAUCGGAUUUCAGACGAAAGCCAGCUUAUUGCGAUCCCGCAAAUUCAUCUAUGCUGGCUUUCGCCGAUGUCUCGGAUAUCACUGCGUGUUGGUUGCGCUGUGCUUCUCAGGUCUCAAACACGACUGGACCCACAUGCACUGCUGCAGAGUACUCUAGGCAGUCCGGCUUCUGCACUCUUUGGAGCCAUUGCAGCAUUGUUGCGCGCUCGGCCGAGACCCUGGUUCUAUCGGCGCAAGAUGGGUGGAAGUCCGGACAGGACAGGACAUGCGUGGCAGGACAUCCCUGCACUGUGGACGACAUCGUGGGACAUUUCCUCACGGAGGGUGAUGCCUACGCGGUCCUAGAGAGUUGUGGAAGCCCGCUCGCUUGGAGUUACACAUCUCAGAAUGUCGUCGGGCAUGGUGGCUAUGCAAACCCGUGCCGCUGUGCUGAGUCCAUGAAUGACACAGAUGGUGAUGGUGUCAUUGACUGCACAGACGAGUGCCCACGAGAUCCACACAAAAGCGCAGUGGGAAAUUGCGGCUGUGGCCACGGAGACGAAGACAGCGAUGCGGAUGGAGUUCCCGACUGUCGCGACAGGUGUCCCCAUGAUCCCGCGAAGAGCUUGCCGGGCGUCUGUGGUUGUGCCACCAUGGAUGUGGAUUCAGAUGCAGACGGGACUCUUGAUUGUAGUGAUCAGUGUCCCAAUCUUCCUGACAACGCUGGCGGGGCUGCGGGCUGUCCCGCUGCGGCCGAAGACUUCGACAAUGAUGGCGUGCCGAAUUUCAUGGACGAGUGCCCACUCGAUUUCAACAAGACUUCAGCAGGUGUGUGUGGCUGUGGGGUGAAGGAUGAGGACGACGACAGUGAUGGAACUCCAAACUGCCUGGACCUGUGCCCAAGUGAUCCCUUCAAGGUGUUUCCAGCUGCUUGUGACUGUGGGACACCAGACCUGGACCAAGACGGGGACGGAACUCCUGACUGUCAUGACACUUGUCAAUCGUACGAUGCUGUUUUUGGGACAGUCUCGGUGGCAUUCGGCACAUUGCCAGCUGGAGAGUAUCGUCUGUGUUGGUGCUCCCGUGCAGUAAAAUCUUGCUCGGCCUCACAGGAAUUCAACGUGGAUCUCGGAGGGCUCACCAUAAUUGGCCCUCGCAGCCACGAGCGAACCUGUGUCAGCGGUUAUCCUCGUCGUUUUGGUGAUGUUGCCGGCUACGGCCUUGAUGAUGCCGACCGCAUUCUGGUCCUGGACACCUGCGGCACCUCCACAGGUCUUGUACCUCGCUGGUCAACUUCUGUUGCGCUGCCUCUUCUUUCCAGUGGAUCUGCUGCUGUAUUCUCUUCAAUCACAGCCGCCGGUGGUUUCUACCGCAUGUGCUGGUGCACCACCCGUCCUUGGCAAGACCAGGCAGUACCGGCUUGCGAACGCCCAAAUCACUUCACGGUAGAUGUAGGUGCGCUGAUCCUCAUUGGUCCGUCUCCUUUGCAUCAGGACUUUACAUGUGUUUCUGGACAGCCAUGCGGUCUGCACGGCCUAGGCGGACUCCUUCUGUCAUCCAGCGAUAUGGUCAUGAUCCACAACACCUGCGGAGGUACCAGCUUCGCAUCCCCGCUCUUUGCAUCAGUGGGGUGGGAUGGGCUGUUCUUCAAAUCCCUCGGUGCCACGUCCACCCGCAACGAUGUGCCGACCAACGCGACUAAUGUGCCCAUCUUGGAGGUGGCAGGUGGGCAGUACCGGCUCUGCUGGUGCUCAUCCUUGGCUGCAGGCAGCUCCCCGCCGUGUGUUUCUGCUGCAGAAUAUGUAGUUAACUUCGGCAAGCUGGACGUGAUCGGACCUUUCCCACUUCAACAGGAACGAACGUGUGUGAGCGGCCAGACGUGCGAAUUUCCAAUACAAGUAUGGGACGGUUCAGGGCAAGAUAGCCUGUUGUUGCUGGACACUUGUGGCGUGGACAGUUCUAUUCCCAAAGUACAGACCACCAGGGGACACUGUGGAAGGGCCUCAAUCGUCGGCACCGUGCCUUUGCAAGACUUCAUGGUUAUCGUGGAGACAUCCACUUCAAGCGCCUCCCAAUGCCGGGCGCUUUGCAAUGCACACGUCGAUGUGUUCAGCAACACAUCAUGUGUUGCUGCGAUGUUCAAAGACUCCCAAAGCAACGUCAGCAUCCCUGCAGACACCCGAAGUGUUGGGUCCUGCCAACUGUAUUCAAUAUGUUCACUCGUGUCUGAUGAAGCUUCGGACUAUGUCGUGCUGACGCUUCAAAACACAGGCAUGUCGCAAAACUUGCCUUUGCCUUCGCUGCUUCAGUUCGGAAACACAUCACUUCCCAGUUCCGGCAGCCAAACGGCCAUGGUUGCUUGGGGCGAGCUCGUGCUGACUACUGCAGGUGGUACUUUCCGAAUGUGCUGGUGCGCCGGCGGCCAAAUGUGUUCGACUCCGUCAGAAUUUGGUGUCGACAUCGGUCCUUUCACUCUCGUUGGUCCGCUGCCCCUUGGCACUAGCCGCACCUGCUCCGACGGAACCACAUGUGUCGUGGAUGGGCUUUCAGGUGUAGGGCUGUCGGAUGGAGAUCGGCUGCUUGUGCAGGACACCUGUGGCUCCACGGUCUGGGGCGGACAGCUGCAGUUCUUGCCAGUCAACACCACGGACAUGAGCCGAACUGCUGUUUCAUUCAGCAACGGCAGCUCACAAGUCCUCGCCUUGACGGGUGGGCAGUACAGGCUAUGCUGGUGCGCUGCCGACUUCCUCUGCACUUCAGGUGUCGAUGUUGGCGAGCUGGUCGUGCGAGGCUUGCGGGUGCACGAUAGUCUGCUCGUGUUAGAGACAUGUUCAGAGCCUGGCGAGAUGCUUCCUGUUAUACCGAAGUUCCCUCAUGCGGGUCAGCUGGUAGCAGCUACAGAUAUAGCAGAAGCUUCUUGGAAGUCAUCUCUCAUCGUGUCGGCUGCUGGCGGUGGCUACCGCCUUUGCUGGUGUGCAGCCUUUGACUGCAUGUCAGAGGGUUCCCAAGCGCACUUCGUCGAUGCCGGCACUCUGCAUCUGCUUGGACCCAGCCUCCUUGGAGUUGCGAAAACCUGUGUUUCGGGUCGAGCUUGUGUUAUCCGAUACACUGGCAAUGACCUCUUCCAGGCUGCGCAUGGCUUCAGUCUGGGAGAUAUUCUAUGGGUGUUGGAUACAUGCGGCGAAGCAUCCCCUGUUGCCGGCUUUGGUUCUGGACGUGCAAUCGAUGUUUCGGCAUCUGGCGCACUCUUCUCCUGGGGAACCGAGAUAAUUUCAUCUGCUGCUGGCAGCUUCCGUCUGUGCUGGUGCGCCGCAGGCUUGGCUUGUGCUGCGGGCGAGAGCUUUCAAGUUGAUGUGGGGACACUUCUGGUCCUUGGCCCUCCCUCACUUGCCUUAGAUCGAACCUGUGUCAGUGGUCUGACAUGCUCAUUCUCGUUGGAGCCAGACUUCGAAGCGAACGGGCAGAUCAUGCUGCUGAGCACCUGCGGAGCUGCCGAGCUCGCCGAUGAGGGUCUGCCUUUGCAUCCGGCCUUCGCCGGCCUGCCAGGAGAUGAGAUCAAUCGUACGAACGAGUCAAGCGAUUACGAGGUCAUUCACUGGGGCAUGCAAGACUUCACAGGUGCUGGCGGCCAGUUCCGGCUCUGCUGGUGUGGUGCUGCGGACUGCGGCGUGCUUGACAGUUUCUCAGUCGACAUGGGCUCAUUCUCCUUGAUCGGGCCUGCUCCGCUGGCUCAGCGCCGAACCUGUGUGAGCGGGCACUCCUGUGCCAUGGAGGGCUUACAAGGUGUGCACCUGUCGUCUGCUGACCAUCUCAUGCUGCUGGAGACCUGUGCGGUCAACGCAGAUUCGAUCGGCCUGUUUUUGCCUGAGUCCAACUCAAGCGGCUCUGGAAAGUGGGUCAUGGAGAAGGAAUCCUUUUCAUCCUUCGCCGGCGGUCAGUACCGCAUCUGCUGGUGUUCAUCCAUGGCGAUGUGCUCCACGGCAACGGAUUUCAAAGUCGAUGCCGGAAAUCUACUUGUCAUUGGGCCAGCGCCAUUGAACCAGGAGAGGACAUGUCGAAGUGGAGAGCGCUGCACUUCGCUUCACGUCCACGGGCAAGAACUUUCGGAGAACGAUACCCUUCAAGUUCUCGACACCUGCGGUGCCCCUAUGCUUUCUGCAGGGUGGCCGAAUUCCAACGUGGGAAUUUCUGCAGUGAGCCCUUCAACGCUUCUGCUCAGAUUCCAAGAGCCAAUUCUGGCCGCAGCCGGAACAUACCGUCUCUGCUGGUGCCAACCGUUACCGCAUGAUUUUGCAGGAACGUCCUGCACCCUGCACUCCCAGAGCCUCGUCGACUUUGGUCAGGUGAGGCUCAUGGGACCAGCCUUGUUGCAGCAGCGCACCUGCGUAGCCGGCCAGCGCUGUGUCCUGGAAGAUCUGAACCUGGGCGCAGGCGCGACAGCGACACCACAGGACACCGUGAUGGUUCUCGAUACUUGCGCUCACAUCACACCGAUUCCUGGCUGGCCCGAGGCUGGAGUUUUCUCCAGUCUUGAGGCAAGUGGUGCCAGAGUGAGCUAUGGCGCCGUCAGCAUCACAGCAGCAGCGGGGUACUACCGACUCUGUUGGUGUGCAGCUGGUCGGCAGUGCAGACAAGGCGAGGAGUUUGUGACGAUCGGCGAGGUGGCCCUGCUCGGCCCGGCGCCUCUCAGCCAAGACAGGACAUGCCUAAGCGGACAGAUGUGCGACCUUGGGAGUGUCCAUGGCUUAGGGCUUGAUCCGUAUAAGCUGUCCCACGUGUCAAGCCUCCAAUUUUUGCAAGAUGCCACCACAGGCCAGCAUGAUGUGAGAGACUACUUUGUGGAAGCUUCUUACGAUUUUGAUGAGUCCAAUGCAGCUGGGGCCACGUGGACGACGAUAGCAACAUGUGCUGCAGCACAAGACGGCUCUUGGCAAAGCUGCGACUGGCCGACAUCAAUCUCGGCACCGUUCUGGCGUUGGCGCAUCACUCAGACCUGGGGACUGAGCUCAGACCCCCCGAAGCCGCGUGAGCUUCGCUUCCUUAGUUCUGCAGGGCCCAGCGCAGCCCUUCAUAAGAGUUUCACGCAGUGGGCCUCGGACUUCUCCCCGGCGUGGAUAGUGUCAUCGACUGCAACUGGUACUCCGCACCAAGACUUGUCGAACCCCUCGAAUCCAAUAACCUACGGACCAGAGAAUCUUAUGGAUGGCGAUGCUGGUGACAACUCGCGUUGGUGGCCCACCGGAGCAAGCACAGAGUGGUCUGUUGUCUUUGACCUACGCCAGAGUGACAGUUUGGCCAUACUGGAUACAUGUGGUGUUGCUUCGGCUCAUCACCUUGGCUUUGUGACAGCGCUGGCAAGCCCAGCGUCGUACCCAACGUAUGGAAGCACGCUCUUGACAAUCGCUGGAGGCUUGUACAGACUAUGCUGGUGCAGCCGUGGUUUCAACUGCGACUUGCCCAACGCUUUUUCUGUUGAUGUUGGUGCUGUGUGGCUGCUGGGUCCGGAGCCUUUGACGCAACACCGAACUUGUGUCUCCGGGCAGAGCUGUGUCAUCGAAGACAUCAGCGUGCAGGAGGCUUCAGGAGUACUGCAACUUCUGGAUACUUGUGGUCAGGGCUUUACCUACUCGCAGUUGCACGGAUGGUCGGGCAGCUUUGUGCAAUGGAAUGAGACCGGCACUGUUCUCCCAAGACUUGUCCUGGACGCAGGAUUUCUGACAACAGCAGGUGGAGCGUUCAGGUUGUGUUGGUGCGCAUCACUUGCCACAUGUGCUCAUCCGGAAGACAUGCGUGUGGACGUUGGUUCCUUCACGGUUGUAGGCGUAAGCCCACUCACACAGGAUCGCACCUGCGUCAGUGGUCAAACAUGCUCCUUUGAUGGAAUCACCGGCCGCUACUUGAAGUCAUCCGAUCAGUUGCUGAUACUUGAUACUUGUGGCCAGCAGGUGCCCUCCGAAUUCCUUCCGAGCAUCAGUCUUGCAGUUGCAAUCUCGGACCCCUUGGCAACUGGGGCUGAUAAGACCCUUCGAGCAACCACUGCACCAAGUCUUGUCAUUGGCCAAGGAGGAGAGUACAGGAUUUGUUGGUGUGGUGGUGGGUUCAAGUGCACUUCCACGCAGGACUUCCGGACGGAUGUAGGGCACUUCAACAUCGUUGGGCCAUAUCAGCUGCAAUCUCGGACCUGUGUGAGCGGACAGCUAUGCAGCCUCGGAGGGAUUCAGGGUCAUCUUCUGUCGCCCUCGGAUGGUCUGCUUGUGCUCGACACUUGUGGAGUGCAGGUGUCGGUGCCUCGCCUACCCAACUCAGGGCGCAUGGAGGUGUCACUGACAUGCCAAUGCGCCGCGGCAACGGGCGACUCCGACCUCGAUGGCAUUCCAGACUGUUUGGACGAGUGUCCUCUCGAUGCCAACAGAACGACGGCUGGUGUCUGUGGAUGUGGCGUUGAUGAUGUCGACUCCGACCUCGAUGGCGUGCCUGACUGCCUUGAUCACUGUCCAGAAGAUCCAAGCAAGUCCAAAUCAGCUGGGCUCUGCGGAUGCAACGUGCCAGAAACAGACUCAGACAUGGAUGGUCUUCCGGACUGCCAGGAUUUGUGCCCACUUGACGUGAAUAAGCAAAGACCCGGCAUAUGCAUUGGGCCGGAGUGGUUGGCCAUGGAGAGCAUGGCAACACACCAGUCCUCAACUCAGUUGAGCAAAAUGUCCCAUCUGGCCGUUGAUGCGGCCACGAGCGCGAAUUUCCAUCACGGCAGCUGCACCCUCACAACUGCAGAAAGCAACGCAUGGUGGUAUGUUGACCUGGGAUUUGGAUUUGACGUGAAGGGGGCCGAGAGGGCCGAGGGCUGGGCCAAGGCCUCAGGAGACCGAACGAAACAUAAGCCAAGGUGCGUCAGCUCAGGCGCCUUGACAUUCAGCGAUGGGGUGUGGUGCGCAAACAUCACUCAGCAGCCUGCCCUUCCAGCACUGGGUCAAGAUGCUCCGGUUAUCGACGUAUCUUGCCAGGCUCAGGGUCAGCUGAUCUGGUUGGUCCUGUCUGGCGCCGAGCUCUCCCUCUGUGAUGUCAAGGUUUUUGCAGAACCGGCAGUCAGCCUUUCCUCAGCUUUCCCGGGAAUCAGCGGCACACACUACGAGUCGACGAGCAACUGCUUGGCCACCGGCCUAGGCAGUGCCUGUGGCUGUGGGCUCCUGGACACAGACACAGAUGGUGACGGCGCCCCCGACUGCAUCGACCAGUGCCCCAAUGAUCUGCUGAAGUCACUUCUUGGCACCUGUGGUUGUGGUGAAGCUGAGGAUGACAGUGAUGGUGAUGGCACGAAGGACUGUGUUGACCAAUGCCCCUUAGAUCCUUUGAAGACCAGAGCCGGCAUUUGUGGGUGCGGUGUCCCUGAGACGGACGACGAUUCGGAUGGAACCCCGAACUGCAACGACAACUGCCAUGGGCUGCAAGACUCCCUCGGUCCAGCCUCCUGUGGCUUCAUAGCCGGAUUGGAUUCCGACAAUGACGGCACCCUGGACUUCCAAGAUUUCUGCCCCUACGAUCCAUCGAAAACAAGUCCUGGACAGUGUGGUUGCCAAAUUGUCGAUGCUGAUGGGAGUCCGACAGCCACCAUUACGAUCAACACAGGGCUUACAGAGCUGGAUUCGGAUGCAGAUGGUGUUGCCGACUGCCUGGAUCAGUGCCCCAACGAUGCCACGAAGACUGUCCUGGGAGCUUGUGGGUGCGGGCUGCCGGACACGGACACGGACCUGGAUGGUGUGCCUGACUGCAUCGACCAAUGCCCAAAUGAUGCCAAUAAGAUCUUCCUAGGGAUCUGCGGCUGCGGCCUUCCUGAUGUGGACUCAGACAGUGACGGAAUGCCAGAUUGUUUAGAUCGGUGUCCCAACAAUGCGAAUGUCACUGCUCUCAGUGCUUGUGGUUGUGAUGACACAGACAGCGAUGGUGAUGGCGUGUGCGAUUGUAUUGAUUUGUGCCCCCAGGAUGCUCAAAAGACCUCGGCAGGUCAGUGCGGUUGCAAUGUGGCAGAUACAGACAGUGACGGAGAUGGUGUUCCAGACUGCUACGAUUCCUGCCCUGGUGCUCCCGAUGUGGCUCGCGAUGGCCUCAAUCCCAGGUUCGGCGGUUUCGUGACCGCAGCAGGCGGUACCUACAGCUUGUGCUGGUGCUCAGCCAGUUUCGAUUGUUCCACGCAAGAUGCGUUUGUGAUCGAUGUUGGCUCUCUCACAAUCACGGGGCCUUCCCCAUUGACACAGCAUCGCACGUGUGUUGCAGGCCAGGCGUGCCGUGUCGAUAGCUUGGAAGGCACCCAUCUCAACCCUCAGGAUCAAGUUGCUGUGCUAGCCACUUGCGGCUCGCUCACAGAGGUUCGAGGCAUGCCGAACAGUGGUCGUUUCACUUCGAACCUGACCGUGCAAGGAUUCGGCUUUGAGGAUGUCAGACUUACUGGCCAAGGCGGAGAGUAUCGUUUGUGCUGGUGCGCUCACGGCCAGGCAUGCACAAGGGCAGAGCAAUUCCGCGUCGAUCUCGGGCAAUUCCAGGUGGUGGGCCCAUCGCCGUUGGAACAGAGCUGGACUUGCAUCAAUGGCCAGACGUGCACUUUGGAUUCCUUGACCGGAAUGAACUUGGCGGAAUAUGAUCGAGUGGUUGUUAUGGAGACCUGCAUGGUGAAUCAGGUAGGUCGCUACCCGUGGACAGUGCUGCCUUUGGCAACCUCUGCUAGUGGGACCUCUUACCAAUUUUCACCGGAGCUUCUCACAGCAGGUCAGUACCGCCUGUGCUGGUGUUCAACGGGAAUGAGCUGCAGCACCUUCGAGGACUUUGCCAUUGAUGUCGGAAGUCUGAACUUGGUAGGACCAUCGCCGCUGCAGCAAGACAGAACAUGCGUUGCUGGACAGACCUGCAACUUUGAAGGCUUUUCCUCUUUCGGAAGCUCCGGCAUGGGCACGAUCUGGAUUCUCAGUACCUGCGGUGAGGGAGAUCAGCUGGAGAGGCUGCCGCAAGCGGGGCAACUUCAUGGCCGGGCCCCGAGACCGUCUUGGGGCUGCAGCGCAGCUGCUCUGGACACUGACGAGGAUGGCUAUCCCGACUAUUUGGACUCAUGCCCUCUUGAACCUGUACAGAGUCAGCCGGGUCAGUGUGGCUGUGGCAUCUUGGACACAGACUCUGAUUCCGAUGGUGUCCCAGAUUGUUUCGACGCCUGCCCAAGUGAUCCCCUCAAGUCUUCUCCGGGUAUUUGCGGCUGUGGCACAAGCGAGGUGGAUUCGGACUCUGAUGGUGUGCCUGAUUGCACAGACAGCUGCCCGUUGGAUGCAGGCAAAGUAGCUCCUGGCAUUUGCGGAUGUGGGCUUGCAGACAUCGAUGACACCGACGGAGAUGGCGUGCCGGACUGUGUCGAUGACUGCCCAGGGUUCCCUGAUCAGACUCCGCCUGUCUGUGGAUGCACGGCUGCGAGUGCUGACAGUGACGGCGAUGGCACGAACAACUGCUUCGACGGCUGCCCUUCUGAUCCUGGAAAGGUUGCGCCAGGCACCUGUGGCUGUGGCGUGGCAGAUACAGAUUCUGAUGGUGACGGGACUCCCGACUGCAGCGACGGCUGUCCAUCAGAUGGGACAAAGACUACUCCAGGUCAGUGCGGCUGUGGAGUUGCGGACACCGACAGCGACUCCGAUUCCACUGCAGACUGCAACGACCUAUGCCCGAGCGACAGCAGCAAAGUAGUUCCCGGCCAAUGUGGAUGCGGUGUGUCGGACACCGACUCCGACAACGACGGAGUUCCGGACUGCUAUGACCGGUGCUCUGGCUUGCCUGACUACCGCCCCCCAGAGCCAUUGUCGGUGUACACGUUUGGCAGUGCCCCCAUAUCCAGCGCCGGAGGACUUUAUCGAUUGUGUUGGUGUUCACCGGAUGCACAGUGUCACUCCAAAGAUGACUUCACAGUUGAUGUCGGCGCUCUGACUGUGAUAGGUCCCAGUCUCCAUCAGCAGCGGACAUGCUUGAGCGGUCGAAGGUGCCGCAUUGGCGGCAUGGAUGGGGUCCUGCUAUCAGGAGAUGAUCAAGUCUUGGUCUUGGACACGUGUUCUCUCUUGCCAGAUCUCGACGCCAACGUUUCGACGUCUCCUCGCCUGGAAUCACAAUUGAGCAGGUACAACGGCUCAGAUCUGGCUGCCUUCGCUUCGACCGGCGCAUUACAGCUAGCAGGGGGCACGUAUCGGCUUUGCUGGUGUGCACAAGGUUUCACUUGUUCCAGCUUGGCUGACUUCAAUGUUGACUUUGGCAGCAUCCUGGUCAUUGGCCCAAAGAUGUUGCGCGAGCAACAUGCAACAUGCUUCACCGGGCAAACCUGCAGCUUGUAUGAGAUGGUUGGCAACUACUUUGGCGAUGGAGAUGGAAUCAUGUUGCUGGAAACAUGUGGACUUGCCGACAGCAUGGACAGUCCCAGCCUCACAAGCUUCCAGACAUUCCUUGAUGUGCCGAGCGGCAUGAGUACGUUUGCGGAAGGUUCAUCAACCCUGUCAGCAAUUUCGACAAGCACCAGCUCGGCUGGUGGCAUCUAUCGCCUUUGUUGGUGUGCAAACGUUACAGUGGAAGCUACGCCUGCAGAGUGUGGUGCCGACGUAGGCUCACUCUACCUUCUUGGGCCCAGGCCGCUGCAGCAGGAUCGGACUUGCAUCGCAGGCCUAUCAUGUGUAAUCAAUGGCAUCACGGGGAUUGGGCUCUCAACUGAUGAUCGCCUGCUGGUGCUGAACACUUGCAACCUGGGACUCGCACAGAAACACGCCGAAACGGAGUUUUUCACAUCAGCAUCAGGCGGAUGGCAGGCUGGACUCGAAGGCUCCACAUUUGCAAUAGCGACUGAUGUCACUAGACCCAGUGGUGGCAGUUACAGGCUCUGUUGGUGUGCUAUGCCAUGCACCAUGCUCGCACAUUACUCGGUGGACAUGGGGCAGUUGACCAUCCAAGGUCCCCGGGCUUUGAGGGAACAGCACCGAACCUGUGUUGCAGGGCAGCCUUGCAACCCCAGCCCCAUUGAAGGCUGGUUUUUGAGUGCUGGAGACCGCUACCUUCUUUUAGACACCUGUGGAGAAAAUGGCGUGCUUCCUGGUGUUCCAGAUGCUGGUGGUUUCGCCACUUCCGCGGUUACCGUCCCGGGAGGGGUCGGUUCCGCACUAUCCUUUGUGAGCCUGUCUCUUUCGGCCCUGUCUACAGCCGGGGGCCUCUAUCGGAUUUGCUGGUGUGCAGACAUGGCAUCCUGCGAUGAGACCUCAAGCUUUGACGUAGACGUCGGGAAGAUGCAGGUCCUGGGGCCAAGGCCGCUCCACCAAGACCGGACGUGUGUGUCGGGACAACCCUGUCUGCUCAAUGCUCUCUCCGGAAUUGCGCUCAGCACAGCAGAUCGGUACUACAUUCUAGAUACAUGCGGGUCAUCUUCAGCCCCGCCAAGAUUUGCCGGUGCAGGGGUGGACGAUGUCAACUCCUCAUCUCCCUUGAGCGAGUCCACUGUGUCGUGGGGGCAAGCAUCCGUGACUGCACCCGGAGGUUCCUAUCGGAUCUGCUGGUGUGCAGCAGGCCAAGUCUGCAGUGCAGCUGAAGACUUUGUGAUUGAUAUGGGUCGUCUUACACUCGUUGGACCGGAACCUCUCACUAGCGGAGCCACAUGUGUUGCUGGUCAGACUUGCGUAAUCAAGGGCAUUUCGGGCAACUACCUGAGCACAGCAGAUGCAGGGGUCUUGUUGGACACCUGCGGGCUGCCCGCAAAGGCACCAGGCUUGAGCACGGGCAUCUCCUUGACCUCCGAUGGGACGAGCCUCCGUUUGGAAGGAAGUGGCCCGCAAGGCAUCCCGGUCACUGCCCCUGGUGGGGAGUAUCGCAUUUGCUGGUGCGCUGGUGGUUUCAACUGCUUGCUGGCCGAGAACUUCAUCUCGGACAUCGGUCAGCUGACUCUGAUUGGGCCUAGCCCGCUGGAUCAGGACCGCACUUGUGUGGCAGGUUAUGAGUGCAAGAUAAAUGUCGCGGGCAUUCGUCUCAGUGCCUCAGACGCCGUCAUGGUUCUUGACACCUGCGGAACGUCAGAGGACUUGGGUGUGGUCAUCCCGCGAUUUCCAUUGACAUCGCCGCUCAUUGCCGAGGAAGCAUCGCUUGCCACAACAUCCAUCUCUGUCGAAUGGAACAUUACCGUGACAUCAUUUGGUGGAGAAUUCCGACUCUGCUGGUGCACCGGAAGCCCAUGCGAACUGGCGAAGCACUUUGCUGUGGAUCUGGGGCGACUCCAUCUACUGGGACCGGCCAUUGCGCUUGAGCAGGACAGAACAUGCAUAGCCGGACAGACUUGCAGCAUUGACGGCUUCACAGGUGCUUUCCAGCCAAGCGACAGAUUGAUGGUUUUGGACACCUGUGGUGCUUCAGACUGGCCCGCAGGCUUGCCCAGUGACGGGAGCCUGUCUGUAAGUUCCAGUGAUGGCAAAGCCUCAUUUGGAAGCGUCACGCUGUCUGCGCAAGGUGGAGAGUACCGGCUUUGUUGGUGUGCAGGGAGCUGUGAAGUUCCUGGCAUUGACAUCGGUCGGCUGAGUAUAUUCGGACCCCGGCCGUUGCAGCAGGACCGAACCUGCGUCGCAGGACAGGAGUGUUUUGCUGAUGGCUUGCUUGGGCACGGCUUAAGCUCGUCAGACCGAUGGGCAAUACUGAACACGUGUGGUGCAUCCAUCGUAGAUGGCCUCGUCAAUGCUGGUGCAAUAACAUCCGUGACAAGUAGCGGCACUGCAAUUUCUUUUGGUGCGAUGGUCGCCACGGCUGGGGGUGGCUCCUACCGGCUUUGCUGGUGUGCUGCUGGAGCCACAUGCAAUACUGCAAAGCAUUACGGGAUAGACGUUGGUGGUUUGAUGCUUAUCGGGCCAGUCUCUGAAUCCGCUGCAUCCAUCAGGACGUGCUUCAGUGGUCAGACAUGUAGCAUGUCGACACCUUUCGGCACUAUGCUGUCUGGAGCAGACUCUUACAUGAUCCUAGAAACUUGUGGCGUCUCUGGCCUCAUUGAGGGUUUGCCGGAUGCCGGCUUUCUUACGCUUGCUGCUGUUGACAACUCCACUUGUGUCGGGGGGGAGUGCGAACUGCACUUUGGCACAACGCUCGUCACAGCUCCUGGUGGCCAAUAUCGCUUGUGCUGGUGUGCAGCUGAACAUGAUUGCAGCAGAAAAGAAGACUUUAGAGUCACCGUAGGUCAGCUCGAACUUAUAGGCCCACACAGGCUCACUACCGGGAGAACAUGCAUCGCUGGACAAACCUGCGUGGUAGACGAGAUUUCGGGCAACGGCCUCGUGGGAUUGGACUCUCUGGCACUUCUGGACACCUGCGGAAUCCGCGAUCUCGUGGCAAACACCCCUGCGAUACACCGCAGUUCCGGUGCAUCCUAUGUGUUCACUUCACCGAUCACUGCUGUCGGAGGCACCUACCAGCUCUGCUGGGCUUCGGCUUCUGCUGUUUCCAGCGACAGUUCAAGCUACAGCGUCACUCUGGGCAGUAUGACUCUCAUUGGUCCGGUGCCACAGUCGCAGGAUAGGACAUGUGUAAGUGGGCAAACAUGCAGAUUUGAUGGUCUUCGCGGAAUGCACUUGCAAGAUGGUGAUCGCUUUAUGGCUUUGGAAACCUGCGGGGUGUCAUCCUUCAUUCCUGGUUUCGGAUGGACUGGCGAGGCUGUCGCUGUCUCAAGCAGUGGUUCUUCAGUGGCAUGGGGCACAGAUGCCAUCACAGCUGCUGGAGGACGAUAUAGCCUGUGUUGGUGUGGGCAACGUCCUGCUCUUGGUGCCCUGACAUCUCUGCAAGCUACGGACGCUGCAUGUGGACUAUCAGCAGACUUCAAGGUCUAUGUUGGCGAGCUUACCUUGAUUGGACCGACGCAAGUGGCUGCAGGUGGUUACCAAGCAUCAGCCACCACUCAAUCCUGGGGGACACUUUACUUAGAAGAGCGACCAAGGCUGGAUCCCGAGGUUGGGGCUUUCCAGCGUCGAGAAUGUGUUGCCGGACAGAGAUGCGAGAUCGCGGGCCUGCGUGGUCUGCACAUCAGCGCUGCUGACUCAUUCAUGAUCUUGGAGACAUGCGGAAUUGCAGCUACUGUCGACCGUCUUCCGGAGAGCGGUCGAGCCGAAGCACUCGUGAGCGAGGGCCGGAUAGAAGCUUGGAAUUUGCCACAGUCACUGCAGCGCGAGCAGCUCGACUUAGUCACUCUCAACUUCACGACACCGCUUACCGCAGCGGGUGGGCAAUAUCGCAUAUGCUGGUGCUCGGAGAUUGCAGACUGUUCAACAGCUGAGCAGCUGCGGGUAGACAUUGGUGAAUUCGUUCUUCAUGGCCCGCAGCUUGGGCAAUCCAGGACAUGCUCCUCAGCACAGAACUGCUGGAUCCAAGACGUUCUGGGAUUCAAGUUGGACAUUGACGAUCAGCUGAUGAUCUUGGAUACUUGUGGUGUGCCACAUGUUGGAGACAUGAACUUCUCAGAUGGACAUGGUUGGCCGAUGCUGGGCCUCAUGACGUCGCAUUCACUACGUGGAGUCGUCAAAGAUGCUGCAGGAAGCACCACCGCCACUGUGCCAGAAGCAAUCAUGAGCAAAUUUGAUUUCAGCGCCGUGCGUGUUACGGCUGGUGGAGGUCGGUACCGCUUAUGCUGGUGUGCAGGUGGCUUCGACUGCGGCGGUGGACCAGAGAGUUUUCUGCAAGAUCUUGGGUUGCUUCAGCUCCAAGGUCCCUAUCCACUGCAGCAAGAUCGAACCUGUAUGAGUGGACAAAUGUGUAGACUGAAAGGCAUUGUCGGAGAAGACCUUACGUCACAAGACUUGAUCAUGAUCAGAGAUACGUGUGGUCUUUUGGCGACGGAGGCAGAUCUGAUCUCACGGUUUCCCAAUGAUGGCAUCGUGAACAGUGUUGCCACCAGUGGCCAGACUUUCACUUGGCUGCAGGAUUCCUCGACGCUCUUUGCCCCAAUAUCAUCUGCCAGCGGAGUUUAUCGGCUGUGCUGGUGCAGACCCAAAGGUUUGACGGAAGUUCUGGAAGGCGAGCGCAUCACCUGCGAAUUGCCAGAGCACUUUGCGACAGAUCUUGGUCAGUUGACACUGCUUGGUCCAGAGCCUUUAAACCAGGACAGCACUUGUGUCAGUGGCAUGCCCUGCAUUGUUGCCAACGUCACAGGGCUCUUCUCACAAUACGGAGACACACUGCACAUUCUUGACACCUGCGGCAUCGGGACAGAGGUGUCCGGCAUUCCUCAGCGUGGUCUUUCCUUGCCUGGUCUAGGAGGGGGGAGCCGCUUCUCCUGGGGUGAUGAGCCUUGGACCACAGCCGGGGGCCAGUUCCGCAUGUGCUGGUGUGCUGCAGGGUAUCUGUGCAAGUUGCAGGAGCACUUCUCCGUCGAUAUUGGUGCACUGACCCUUGUCGGCCCGAGUCAGCAGAAUCAAGUCUACUGUGCUUCUGGCUCCCCGUGCUGGGGUUGGAUCGUGGGAGUUCAUCUAAGCCCCAGUGACCAGAUCAUGGUCGCAGACGAAUGUGGCGUCCCUGUGGAGCCCUGGCCAUCUCCUCGCAGCCGGUAUCCCGAGAUUCCUGGAUUCCCAGAUGGUGGACGCUUGCCAUUGCAGGCUUACGUCGGCGACACGUUCCAGUUUAGCUUCUCUGCAGAGUUGAUCACAGCUGCAGGUGGCAUCUACAAGCUUUGCUGGUGCGCCGGGGAUGUGAACCCGAACGGCUGCGCUACAUCAGAGAAUUUCAAAACACAGGCGGGGUCCUUCAUCCUCGUGGGCCCCUCCGAGUACUUGGCAGACUUCUUCAUCCCAACAUCAAUUGGGCCACAGCAGCCCAAGGAGAUUUGGCGUCGGGAUGUACCAGAUCCAAGCGUGGUUUCGAUUGAAGAGUAUGGCGGGAGUCUUGCCAUCCACUGCUCCGUGAAUUCUGAGCUUGGCUCGGCAAGAGGCAGUAUGCCGAUCUUGUAUGUAGACUCUCCGCCGUCCGGUCUCUGGGAGGCACGUGUUGCCGUGCGUGUUGCUGCUUCUGAUGUUGCGGCUGGCUUCACCGUCUACGACAGAGACGGGGACAAACCCGACCUGCUGUUCGGUUUUGACAAGUUCAGUUCACGAGGUUUCGGCGCAUCUGGCGGAAUUGCAGCUCUGCGCUACGGCACGGCCGGCCUUUCCGGAACGAUUGGACUGCAAGAUUUAGGCUCUCUUGCGGUAGAGUGGGUCUCGCUGAAGAUCGAGCGGACAGGCAACGGCCGCUUCGACUUGUGGUACAACUACAAGCUGGGCUCUGACGUUUGGUUGGCACCCGAUGAUGCCACUGAUUCGGAUCCCAGCAUCAGGCAGAGAGUCUUCGUCAAAACUGCUGGCGAACCUGGCGAUCGCCUGUUUCUCGAGACGGAGUGGAGGCUUCUAGCGGAGCAGGUUGAAAGCAAUUCUGCUGGUCGGCGGAUAGGUUUGUAUGUGUCGACUGGAAGCUUAGGCGGAGCAGCGAAGUUCAGGACCUUCCUGGUGCGCAAUCUUUUCCCUCAAAGUGUUGCAUCUUAUGGCCUUGAUGAUGGAAAUCUCCGGGAGUCUCUAGACUCAGUCGGAACACCUGUGACAGAGGCCUCAGUUGCCGUAGGACGGGACGGCUACAACCAGGGCGCCCUCCGCUUCAGUGAUGACAGCAGUCUUGCCUUGCCUGUUGAUCCACUCCAAGCUGAUGCUUUGUCAAACGGGUCCUUACAUGAGUUCACUGUUUCCAUAUGGGUCAAGCCGCAUUCUGCAUCCGAGGGCGGUAUUCUUGGGCGGAGGUUGGCGCAUCUUCCUGACUUGGAGAUAUCCCCAUCUAUCUCUAUGACUUCGGAUGGGAGUGUCGUAUGGACAAUGUACGAUGAGCUUGGCCAGAAUUAUUCCCAGCAGUAUUAUACUCCACAGGACCGCCCUUACGCGCCAGUGUUGAAAAGCUCAGCGAGCACCUCGCUGACACAGGUUCUGGAGGUCGAUGAAUGGACGCAUUUGGUUUUCGUCAAGCAAGCAGACACCGUGAUGUUCUACCGGAAUGGGCAACGAUGGGGAUUUUCGACUCUUGCACCCGAUUCUCAAAGCAACGUCUACGGUCAGAUUUACUUGAACUUCCUGCAAGAUCUGCCCUUACAUGCCUCCGUCGAUGAUGUGAGGUUCUACGAUGUUGGCCUGGCAGACUUUGCGGUUGAACACCUCUUUGGCAAUGCAGAUGUUGACACGCUCCGUUCAAAGUCUCAACGCUGCUUUGCUGGGGCUCCCUGUGAGCUUGCUGGCUUGGUGGGAGAAGGUCUUUCAGACUUGAACAAAUAUGCCGUUCUGACUGAUUGUGGACGCAGUCCUGCAGUAGGUGGUAUGCCAAAUGAUGGCAUUUCUGAUUUCGGGACUGCUCAGAAGGUUUAUUGGGGAUUUGCAACAGACGAGCCACUGACAGCUGGAGGCGGAUACUACAAGAUUUGCUGGUGUGGAGGCGGCUCAGCCUGCGCGGUGCCAGAAGACUUCAAAGUUCUUGUUGGAACUCUAGUGGUGGUGGGGCCAUAUCUGGGUCAGGAGCGCACUUGCACUCUUGGCCAAGUCGCUGCAUUCGACAUUACCGGUGUAGAGCUGGAUGCUGGCGAUCAGUUGCAGGUCCUGGAUACGUGUGGCUUCAAUUUGACGACAACUGGUGUUCCGCAAGGUGCGGUUUCGGAUCUGCAGCCUUCUUCCUGUUAUGGACAUGUGGGUCUUGGGGUUGUUGAUGCCCUGGCCGCCCAUGGAUCUGGCCUGACCGGAAAGACUCAAAGUGAAUGCUGCGCUCUGUGUCAGCGAAGCCUGUACUCCGACUGUGUUAUUUGGGCGUACAGGCCAAGUGACAUGACUUGUUUCUUGUACCGCUCUGUGGCACGGGUUGAGCGUCAAGAAGAUCGUGUCUUGGGUGUUGUGAACGAAUGGGCCACAGUGCCUAACCAACUUCUUAUGGCAACAGUGCUGACUGGCCCGCGCAAUGGCGCUAAUUCUACAGGCCCGUUCCGAUUGUACGUGUGCCGCUCGAAUCAGGAAUGUUUGUUCACCACUGCCUUAGAAUUGACCGACCUAGACGUUGGGUAUCAGACCUUCCAAACAGCAGUUCUGUGGCCUACUGGUUGGGACUGGAGUGGUAUCAAAAUCUUCUCGGACACCGAAGAUCGAUGGUUCCUUGAAAGUUUGGUCGUGUCAGCACUGGGCGUUUCCUGGAACUUUACCUACAGCGGAUGGCUCGAGUUGGGUGCAGAAGCCUUCCUCACAAAAACAGCACCGUCGCAGUACACAUUUGGAGGAUCAUGGGGCGCGGAGACAGUUUCCAUGGUCUCAGGUGGGCAGUAUCGUCUGUGUUGGUGUUCAGGAAGUGGUGUCUGCAGCUCGUUUGCUGCUGAUACUGGUGCCUUGUCGAUCGUUGGACCCGCGCCACUCGAACAGCACCAAACUUGUGUAACAGGACAGCCUUGCAGCAUUCUGGGCGUUACGGGCUUUGCACUCUCAGCGGGUGACAAAGUGAUGGUGUUGGACACAUGCGGACAAUCUGGCCUCAGCUCGUCGGGUAUGAUCUGGGACGGGGCAUCGAUGACUCAUCCGAGCCUGGUCCCACGCUUUAAUUCCGAGUGCAGAAGCCCGAUGAAGUGCCUGAGAGAUGUGCCGUGUGAUAACGACGUGCAUUCUCUGUACGAGAAGACUGCAGUUGGGUGUGGCAUUUCGGAUGAAGCAGUCAAUGCAGGAGCAGAUAUCUCUUGGGGGGGAGGCGCAGUGUACCCGACUCCACCGGGUGGGUCGUACAAGGUGUGCUGGUGUGCGCAUGGCCAAACUUGUUCGAUGUUCGAGCACUUCAAAGUUGAACUUGGAGGCCUGACAAUUCUUGGACCCAGCUCAAUGGAGCAGCACCGGACCUGUGUGGCUGGCCAGGCAUGUGUUGUCAGUAACGUCGCAGGUCAUGGCUUGCAGCACGGAGACCGGAUGAUGGUGUUGGAUGAUUGUGGCAAAGGCUCGUACAGACCCAUGUGCCCUUAUCAUCCCCUCGAGGAUGCCGCAGAAUCUGAGCUGCCCGGCUACAAUGCCACGUUGGCCGCACAGGGCUGCGGAGUCGUCACAGAGCGCUGGCCGGGAUCUUCUUACGGAUCCUCGGGGCUGGCUUCGUCGGAGCCUGCCAUUUCCUCUGCACAUCCUUGUGGCUCCUCGAUGAGGUGGAUACCAUAUCAUCCAGACAGCCGCUGCUAUUCUGUGUUCUCCAGCCAGCUCACAUGGGAUGAUGCGGAAGCUGCCUGUGAUGCGAUCUACGGUGGACAUUUGGCCAGCAUUUCUUCACAAAGUGACUUAGACUUUCUGGUGGAGUGGGUUCUGGAGGUGUCUGAGAGCUACUGGAUCGGCUUGAACGACAAGACGAUUGAAGGCACCUUCGAAUACACCGAUGCUAGUGUCUUCUCUUUCUCAAACUGGGGAGUGCAUCAACCAGCACUGACUCUGUCGAACAAUGAGGAUUGUGUCUACCUGCUGGGAGACGGCACCUUCCACGAUGAUGCCUGCACGGUGGCGCGUACGUACAUUUGUGAGCGCGAUGGUGCCUUCAGUGGGGCGGUAAACGGUGACGAGUUCCGUUUCGGAGGUUUCCGCACAGCUCUUGAGAACCUCAUACCACCUUCUAGUGCUGGCGGCCAAUACCGCAUGUGCUGGUGCCCCUACGGGUACCAGUGCAACGACCCGGCCGACUUCCGCAUGGAUUUUGGGGAUAUGACCCUUGUGGGGCCAGCACCGCUGAACCAGCACAAGACCUGUGUCUCAGGGCAGCCUUGCGAGCUAAAGCCUCUCACUGGCAGCUUUUUGCAGAAUAACGACCUUGUUCACAUACUCGAGACCUGUGGUUCAUACGUGAAUGUGUCCAAGUUCGACCACUACAGCAGCUCGGAUUCUGGGCUUCACCUGCCAAGAUUCCCAAGCAACAGUGGCAUCCAAUCUCUCUCUGAAGGUGCCACGAAUGCUGGAGAAUCCAUUUCCUGGGGCAGCGUGCCAAUCACUGCCAUGGGAGGCCGCUAUCGCAUGUGCUGGUGUGCUGCGGGAUAUUCCUGCAGUGCGGCACCAGAGUUUCGAGUGGAUUUCGGACGCUUCGAUCUUGCCGGUCCUGUACCCUUAGAUCAACGGCGCACCUGCGCAUCUGGGCAGCCCUGCGCUUUCACCAACAUCACGGGACUUCACCUGCAAGACGGGGACCGAAUCAUGGUCCUCGACACGUGCGGACGAGCAGGCCUCAAUGUGGACUACGUGCCGCGCUUCGUUGGAGAUGCACCUGGUGUCCCCGGGCAGCCUCGUGGGAUCUCCGAUGCGGCGACAGAAGGCGGAACUGCCUUCACCUGGGGUGGUGAGAAUGCCGUGGCAGUUUCUGCCAAAGGCGGUCUCUACCGCCUCUGCUGGGCAGCAAACGGCUUCUCACAGGAAGUCCCUUCGGAUUUUGCCGUGGACAUUGGUGCCAUACAGAUCUUGGGCCCUGGCAGCUUCCAGAACAACAGGACCUGCAUCAGCGGUCAUGUUUGCGCCUGGAGUGGCUUCAAGGGCUUCGGACUGGAGGAUGCUGACCGCAUCAUGAUCCUCGACGAGUGCAGCACCUUCAAGGGUGCUAACUUGGGUUAUGAUCACCCAGAGAACGUCGUGCCGCGGUUUCCGUGGGAAGGAAGGUCGCUGCCGGCUUUCAAUACCAGCCUGGCAGAUGGCAGCAGCUACUCAUGGGGAGGUGAAGACCUCGGAGCCUACAUCACGGCGCAGGGCGGCGCCUAUCGCAUUUGUUGGGCUUCACGCGAGUUUGGGGAGCUCAGCACCGGCUACUUCCGAAUCGAUGCGGGAACGUUUUCUUUGGUCGGUCCGGCUCCUCUCGACCAAGAGCGAACAUGUGUGAGCGGCCAGGUUUGCUCCUGGUCGGAUUUCGCAGGGUAUCUGUUGUCGGACGGCGAUGCAAUCAUGGUCCUGGACACUUGCGGGCUAAUGGGUGCCAUGGUACCAAGAUGGAGCAAUCCAGAAGCUCCCAGGUCCCUUGCGAUCUCGCAGCCAGCCACCGGCGGCGGAAGCAACUUCUCGUGGGGCCACAUUGAGGUCUCUGCUCCUGGCGGGCUGUACCGCUUGUGUUGGUGUGCCAAUCCGCAGCCCGAUAGUCCAUGCAGCCGACCGUCAGACUUCAAGACAGACGCCGGCACCCUGCAUGUUGUUGGUCCUUGGCCAAGCUUUCAGAGCCGGACCUGCGUGGCUGGUCAGCCAUGUGCCUUCCAAGGCUUUGCCGGUGCCUACCUUCAAGACGGUGACAGGAUCAUGGUCUUGAGCACCUGUGCCAACCACCACUUUACUGCCUUGAAUGCAGUGGUACCGCGAUUUGCGGCCGGCGGCCUGUCGAACGCAGCUACUGCUGGUGGCACCUCGUUUGAGAUGCAGACGACAAACGGUCAUGCGAUAUCGUCCGCGGGCGGCAUUUACCGCCUGUGCUGGUGUGCUUCUGGCUUCAACUGCCAACUGUCUCGACAUUUCCAGACGGACGCCGGUGCCAUGACAAUUAUCGGACCGUCGCCGCAAUAUCAAGAUAACACUUGCGUGUCUGGCCAGCCGUGCUUCGCUUACAACAUCACUGGACAAGACCUUGGUAACGGGGAUCGGUUCAUGGUCUUGGAGACCUGUGGCUUGUUCACGGCACCUCGCCGCUUCACAGGAGGCGGGGUCUCAGACCUGAUGUCCGAGAACGGGACUCUUGCGACCUGGGGCCAGGAGCCGACAUGCAUGGAGCCCUACAACUUUGACUGCCGUGGAGUCCGGCCCACCAGUCAGGGUGGAAAUUUUAGGCUCUGUUGGUGCGCACACAACUACACUUGCUCCUUGGCAAGCGAUUUCCGCGUCGACAUUGGGCACCUGUCCUUCCUGGGUCCAUAUCCUCUCACAUAUUCUCGGACAUGUGUGGCAGGGCAGCCCUGUGCGUUUUUUGGCAUCGAAGGCCAUUACACACAAGAUGGCGACAAACUCAUGGCACUGGAUACCUGCGCACAUCCCGAAACCCUGCAGCUCAUUCAAAGUUCUGACAAGUGGGGUAUAUACAACCAGCACUUGGUUGCUGCUGGCCAGUACGGUUGGUUUGAUGGUCCUUCAAACAAUGCCUCUUCAAACGGAUCCAGCUUCUCGUGGGGAUCUGGAAAUCAGGUGAUAACCAGCCCAGGCGGUUUGUACCGGAUGUGCUGGUGUGCUGCAAACUAUCCAUGCCUCGAAGCACGAGAUUUUCAGACGGACAUCGGAGAGCUCAACGUCGUUGGACCGUUCCUUGAGCUGCCUGACCCCACGGGUCUCCUCACGCUGGAACAGCGCUUGCAGAGAUAUACUUGUACGACCAAUGAAGCUUGCAGCAUUUCUGGGCUUCAAGGUCAAUUCCUAAGUGAUGGUGAUCUCCUGAUGGUGAAGCGUGACUGCAGUCCGGCUUGGGAGUUCAAUUCCACUGUUCCGUUCUGGCCUUCAAACACUUUUGUUUGGGGAAUUAGCGAUCCUGGAAUAAUUGAGACCACCUUGGAUGACAUCACAUAUCAGACAUACAACUGGGCAGUCAUAGGAACGACGAGUGAGCGUGAAGUUCGGUCUGAGGGUGCCUACUACCGCUUAUGUUGGUGUGCUGCCGGUUACACUUGUGCAGACCCGAUCGACUUUGCCGUUGACGCGGGCACUAUGAAGUUGAUUGGACCGCAUCACAACCAGGCCAAGACGUGCUUCUCUGGUGCUGCAUGCGUGGCCAACCAGGUAAGUGGCGUCGGCUUGAGCAACGGAGACCGGACGAUGGUCUUGCGCUACUGUGACACGGACUUGUACAUUGCACGCUUUCCAAACCAAGGGUAUUCAGAUCCAGCCGUAGACAAUGGCACUACCAUCACGUGGUCUGGUUCCGACGCCACUCCGGUCACUUCACCAGGUGGAUUCUACAAGCUGUGCUGGUGUGGAGCUUCUCAGACCUGUACAAGAAGCGGUUCCAACUUCCGCGUGGAGUACGGGCUCUUGUAUGUCGUGGGGCCAUCACCUUUGACUCAGAGCAAGACUUGUCUAAGCGGUGAACUUUGCGCUGUGGAGGACUUUGCAGGCUACGGGCUGAGCAACGGUGAUCGAAUGAUGAUUUCCACCAAUUGCGGUGACCCCAAUGGCGUAAUUCCAAGGUUUCCAAACAUGGGCAUUUCAGGUGAGUCAAUCGACAACGGAACAACUUUCGUGUGGGACGAUUAUGUGACAGCAGGUGGAGGCAUCUAUUGGAUGUGCUGGUGUUCCAAUAUGUAUUCCUGCGACAGAGCGGAUCUGUUCAACGUGGAGUCUGGCCUGCUCACACUUCCAGGACCGUACUUGGGACAGGAGCGUACCUGCAGGAGCGGCACGGAGUGUGGCUUUUCAAACUUGCGUGGCCUGGGGCUCGCAGACGGUGAUCGGAUAAUGGUCAUGAAUCAGUGCGGCACGAAUGAGAUACUGCCAGGUUGGCCCGACAACGGCAUAACAGAUCCUGCCAUUUUUCAGGGUACAGAGUAUGCCUGGGGCAUCUCCAGCGGCGGGCUACAUGUUACUGGUGCCGGAGGCGAGUAUUCCAUGUGUUGGUGCUCGAUUUUUGCUCCGAACUGCUCCUCUGGAGAGUACUUCCGUACGGAGGUCGGCAUUAUGAAGAUGCUAGGCCCGGCGAUCGGCCAGAGGAAGUUCUGCACCAGUGGCCAGGUCUGCAGCAUCACGCAGUUUGGUGGCUAUGAGCUCCAGAAUGGGGAUCGCCUCCUAAUCAGUCCCUCGUGUCUGCCCUCAAAUGCCUCCUUCAUUCCCGGCUUUUCAAACAAUGGCAUAUCGGUGGGGACCGCCGGUGGCUCCCGCUUUGACUUUGAAGGACGACUUACUGCCUCUGGAGGUAUCUAUGCAAUGUGUUGGUGUCCUGCAGGCUCCCCCUGCCAGUCCCCAGACAACUUCCAGGUCGACACCGGGAAUCUCACAGUCAUCGGCCCUUUCUUGGAUCACACAAAGACCUGCAUCUCCAGUCAGGUGUGCCGCUUCGACGGAUUCUUCGGUCAGUCUUUGCUCAUCAGCGACCGCAUCACCGUCCUUGCGACCUGCGGAACAAGCUUCGUGCUUCCCAGAAUGCCCAACAGUGCCCUCUCCACAGAGCACUCCAACUUGGGAAACUCGGUCUCUUGGGGCCCGCUGCGAGCUACAGCACCUGGAGGAACAUACCGGCUUUGCUGGUGUGCCGCCACGUCCAAGUGCAGUUCUCCCACAGACUAUGUGGUCGACAGCGGUGAGCUGCACAUGAUUGGCCCCAACUUGUACCAACUGCAGCAAUGCUAUCCAGGUGUGACCUGCAGUUUCGAUAAUUUCCUGGGUUAUGGACUCCAAAGCGGCGAGAAGAUCAUGGUCUUGGAAGUCUGCGGGCUGGGAGCAGGAGUCUCCGGCUUUCCAAACGGCGCAAUCUCAAAUCCAGCCACCCAGGGUGGCAUGCAAUACGGCUGGGGAGACGGUUCAAACAGCACCGACUUCUUCGCUCUCAAUACAUCGACUCCCGGCGGUUUCUAUCGGUUGUGCUGGUGCCCCGCCGCAAGUGGUCUAGAGACGUGUGAUAGCAGCCAAGACUUUAGGGUCGAUGCUGGUGCACUCAUCGUCAAGGGUCCCUUUGCCCGGGUCGACACUUUGUGUGCAGCGGGUCAGACAUGCACCCUGGGCCCGUGGGAUGGAGCAUUGCUUGCUUUGUCCGACCAUGUGCUGAUCAUUCCCGACGGCAACACUUGCGGCCAGAGCGCAGCCGACGUGCAGAUAGCUCAAGGGGAGCCUAAGGGAGUCACCUGCAAUCUGGAGCUGACGACCUGCGAAGCCAGUUUGAGUAGCGUCGAGACGCAGCAUGGCGGACUUUUUAAGGUCUGCUAUUGUGUGACCUACUUGGACACCAAUGGUACCGACACGCUGCCUUGCACGGAACCCUCGGAGUUCACAAGCUUCGCCAGCAACCUCCAGGUGCGCGGCCCUCUUGGAGCACAGGCUUACGCUUGCGUUGUCGGCAUCGACUGCGACAUCACUGUCAUUGGCUUCAUGCUCUCAGUUCUCGACCGUGCCAAGCUCGUGAGAGACGGCUUCCCUUGCAAUGGCAAUCCAGUCGCUGGGGUGCCGGCACAGGAGGUCCUUAUCAACAGCGGUCAGUCUCUGCAAACCAACAGCAUUGCGCCUGAGCCCAACCAGAACAGCUCCCAAAACCUGUUCCUUCUUGGCGGUAUCAGGGAAAGUGGUGACUACAAGGUUUGCUACUGCUCCAGCGUCUUGUCCUGUUCGAACCCAUAUGACUAUGGCGGGGUGGCCGGAACUGUGAUGGUCUCUGGAGCUGACUCCACUCAAGUCUACGUGUGCCGACGCGGCUCCGAGUGUCUCAUCGACCUGAGAGGAUGGCGCUUGGGUCCGAACGAUCGCCUCAAGAUUGUUGCAGAGGGAAGCAACUGCGCGACAGAUUCCCCGACCUUCGGAUUCGGAUCGAAUCCGGCAUGGGUGCAGGGGCAGGUCACCACAUACGUUGACGAGACGAACACCACCAGCAUCAACGUGUUCAACGUCGGUACUGCUAAGGUCGGAACACAGGAAGAAGGAUGCCUUCCCGACGACGUCAAUUGCGGCUACAAGCUGUGCUACUGCCCAGGCAUCGGCAACUGUGCCAACGGCUCUUCCUACACCCAUACCGCAGGAGCCUUACGGGUGACCGAGUCUAUUCGGGCGAUCGAGAUCGAUACCUCCUUCGCAGUGACGUCACAUUCACUUGGCCUGCUCGUGGACUCUUCCUACGGAGGUGGCUUGAUACGUUGUGUCGUCAACGACGGGCCUGCAACGGAGUGGGGACUGUAUCCUGAUUCCAGCUUCUUCACUUUCGGACCGGGCACCAGCGACGUUGGCUGGGGAGCAUCACCUGGACAGGCGGGCUCUGGAAAGAAUGCUUUGACCAUACACCUGACCCAGUUUGUGGAGGCCGGUCAGAUCUUGAGGGUCUGGUGCUUCCUUUCCGACUCACCUGCCUACGUCUUCCCACCGGAUCUCGAAGGAGUACAGGUGGCCGUUCCACUGAGCAUGAAAACGCCCAGAGCGGAUUUCUUGCCCAGCAAGGGCUGGCACUCGAGCCUGCACAGGAUUCAGAUCUUUGAUGUUGCUACAUCGCAGGGCCUGGCAGGCCGAAGGUUGGCAGUUGAGGACAUCAGAGUUGUGACGGCCAUGAGCACGGAGACUUGCAGUUUCAUGGCGUACCACAUGGAUGACCGCAUGCUGAACAUUCAAGAGUCGAAGGACAACUUUGGCAACCUUAUGUUGGAGACAGCAUCGCUCGCACAGUUGGACACAACAAUGUGCAUGGAUGAUCCAGGUUGCAAGCUCCUGCUUUGCUAUUUCGGCAGUCCCCAGGAAUAUCCAAUCCCGAUGAGGGAAACCCUUGACAUCGGAAUCAUUCCUGUGCUGCAGACAGCAACCCUUUAUCGUGGUGCAAGGAACAGGAUUCAGGUGCAAAAGCAGACGUCCACCUCGGGGAACAUGAGCUGGAUUUCCGUCGAAGAGAGCCAAAGCUUAGGUGGAAUUCUGGAUGCAGGGCAGGUGUGUCCGGAGAUGUCAGAUGCGUUGGCAAGAGGAAGGGUUGUGGGCCUGUCUCCGCUGGGCCUUAGCGACUCGUUCCUGCUCGACGAGCCCGCGGGAACGUAUUAUGCCUGCAUUCUCGACGACAUAGCAGACGCAGAACAGCAAGCUCCACUGCAGUCUGUGGGAAGCUUUGUUGUCAGUGAGGUCAUCGAGAGCAUGGAGCAAAGUGCCCUGGCAUCGACGCGGACAACAUUGCGACUGGAUGUGACGGCACGACUUGCCGGCAUUCUUACUUGUGUCGUGAAGGAUCCACAGGUAACUUCCGCAAAGGCGCAAGAGAUCCUGGCAGCAGCCGCAGCCGCAGUGGAGGGCUUUACUGGAGCAGCCGCAGCACAGCUGUAUGCCUUCGCGCAGAGAUCCGCCCUGCUCGACUGGUUGCAGAGCCCGGAAGACACAUUGGCACUGGCCAUUGUCACGAUUCCGGCAGCGGUGCCACCAAACGUCACAGUCUCGCUUGUGCUGGCCACUUUGUUACAGACCGAUCACGUGCCUGCCUGGUGUUGGCAUUCGGCCACCGAGGAGACGAAGAUGGUGACACCCAGUGAUCCCAAUGGCCAGCAGUUCACUCUUCCCGGGCAGGCGCCUUUGGCUCAUACCUUGCCAAGCUUUCUUUGGCCUGGAUCCUCGUUCCUGGUGUUCAUGGAAAACGUCGCCGACAGUUCGCAGUCUCGUAUCAAGAUGGUGAACGACACCGUGGAGUGUGAUGCGUCAGCCUACUCAGAGGCGGUCCCCGUUGUUCUGAACAUGUCCGGCAUUGAACAGCCCAUUCGGGCUUACUUGAGUGCAAACCCGUUCAAGCGGCUGUUCUGCUUCUUCGAGCUUCCGACGUCACUGCCAGUCGCCGUGAAUGCUGCGGCGGGAGGAUUCAUGCAGUUCACACAGGAUAUUCUGCCGAGCCUGGCCUUGAUCGUCGAUGAUGCUUUUAUUGAGCACAUGAGCCGCGGCCUGGCCUCGAACCUGAUUUUGUACGACGUGGCGGUUGGGGAGCUUGCACAGGCCUUCCUGCUGGAGGAAGCGGUGUACCAGGCCAACGGCGGCCAUUGCUUGCCUCCUAUCGGCAUCGAAACCAUGGUCGCAGAGACUGCCGCGAACUACAUUCAACGAGCUGCGGCAGUCCCAUUGAAGGCAGUAUCCGUUCUGCCGAGCCCGGUGAACGGCGCCACACACUUUGUGUCGAUCGCGGAGGAUGAGACACAGUCGUUGCGCAUCGGGGCGAAGUAUGUUCUCUGCUAUGUGGGCUCCUCCGCCGACACGACUCGGGUGUUUAACAAAGUCGGUCGCAGCUUGAGCAUCAUGGACAUCAUCUUGUCGUUGGACAAGGAAGAACGGCCACUGGGAGACGAAGCUGCCACUUCGAAGGAGAUCAACGCCAUGGUCCAGGCGUCACUGAUGGGCACAGUCAGCUGCAUUGCUACGACUCGCACCUUCGAUCGCCCCUUGCUUGCCGAAGAAUUAGUGGGCGACUAUGCGACUAGCAUGCCUCCGGAUUUCGUGCCCGUGUUCGAGGAAUCCCAGGUUCUCGGCAGAGCUGUGAACAUACCGGUGCUAACAACAGGUGAGAACAUCACGGUCCGAAUUGAGAACAGCCUGCAGAAUGCGGCCAACAUUCAGCGAAUGCCUUUGGGAGUUGCACCGCAGGUCUUCGUCUGGUGCAAGCACUCGAAGUCUCUCGUGGUAUUCCCAGAGGAUGGCAACGGCAUUGCGAUCAGCCUGGGGGUCCUCGCUGCACCCAACUUUCAGUAUGUCACUCUGGGAAGUCCUUUGACACAGGUGGUACUCGCCCGCAAUGUGUCGUUCCCGACACUUGCUGUGCUCUGGUCGGAGUCGGGCUUCCCGGCCUACUACUUCGACGAGGUGACCUUUACCAUCACGCCAACACUCCCAGAUGGCCUUGACAUCAGCGCGCAGAACGGGGGCAUAAAGUCAGAGCCUGUCCCGUUACAACUUCUUCCGGCAGCAGACUUCGUCAUCAAGGCCCAAAGCAAGUUCGACGUCCUCAAGGCCACGAGCACAACGUUACGGCUGGGUGUAGAGGAGCCAGCUCAGUGCGGCCUCGCCAGCAUCAAGAGUACGGAGGCCAUGGUGAACUGCAUCGUUCAUGACGCCAACAACAUGAAGGUUGAGGCCAUCUACCUCCAAAUUAUCUUGAAGACCGGAGAAGCCCUGGAUCUGUUGCCAACAGCGUUCACUUGCAAUGGUGCAGCAACAGAUCCUGGGUCCGGAGGCAUGACGGACUUUGACUGCCGGAAGGUUGGCUCAGACCAGUGCUGCUGCUGGUUGUGGGUCGGCCAGCCCAACAUUCCCACCGUCUUCAACACAAGCAGGCUGAAGACCGGCAAGGUACUCAAUGCAGCCUGCGAUUUGCAGAGCUACCAAAGGUACGAUGUGCUGACCAUGGCAACCGGAGUGAACCUGAUGUCUGCAAACACCUUCACACCUGUGGUGGCGGAGCAGAUUUUCGACUUCACAGUGCCAGAGGGCAAAGUUGCCACACCCCUUGCCUUCGAGAUCAAGGUUGACAUCAACUACCAGGAAAGAUGUGCUGGUGUUGCUGCCGAAGUCGCAUGCAAGGAAGAGAUGAAGGCAGAGCUUGCUGCACUUCUCGGUGCGCCAGACGACAUGAUCGUCAUCACGGCAGUGUAUGAAGAGCAGCUGCCUGUACAAAGGUUGCACACGCAGGACCUUGGAGGACUUCCCCUUGAUCCUGGACUUGUCUCGAAAGCGCUUUCGAGGACACGGAGGAAAAAAGCUCGAUUGACGAGCACGCCUGCACUACAAGCUGUCUCGGGCAUCAUCUGUGACCUGGUUGCCGACAGCGCGUCCGGCAACAUCCUGCCAGCUCGAAAGAGAUGCAGGGGCCAAGCCUUGGGCGGCAAGAUGCUGGACAUGAUUGAGAGGUUGCCGAGCAGGCCAACGAUCGUCGGGGCCUGCAUCCCGAUCCUUCGUUGA